GCGCAGGCGCGGCAGGCCCUUCCUUGUGCUCGGGCUUUGAUUGCUGCCGGAGAGGGCUUCUCUCUCUCUCUCUCUCUCUCUCUCUCUCUCUCUCUCUCUCUCUCUCUCUCUCUCCCCCCCCCCCCCCGCCUCCUCCUCCUCGAGACUGGGCUGGGUUUGGAGCAGAGGGAAGAAAAGGCGUCGCACGGGGGGAUCGCGGCUCCUUUCUCAUCCUUGCGAUUUUUUUUUUGGGGUGGGCGGGUGUGCAAACGACACCGCUGCUUUUCAAAUAUAUAUAUAUGCUGCAUCUGUACUUUUAAAUAUUAUUUCUUGCAAGGAAGACAAGCGCAGCACUGUUUACGUGCCCGUUUCAAAAAUAGGAACAACACUUGCAAUUUUUAAAGCAAACAAGCGCUUUUUUUUGGUGCACGAAAAGAAUCUGCAGAAAGUAGGGGUUUUAUUUAUUACUAUUUUUUUUAAAGAAAGGUUGCGUGGGACUUUGUUUCCCCGAGAUGUCUUACCAAGGGAAGAAAAACAUUCCACGCAUCACGGUGAGUUGCAGGCUGUGGCGACGAGGGUGGCGCGUGGGAGGGCGAUGUGGAUCAAGCCCUUUGUGUGUGCAUUAAGGGGGGAGAGGCAGAGAGGCUUUUGCAAGCAGCGCGCUCAAAAAAGCCUUUGAUGCAGCCGUCGAGAUAUCUAAUGAUAAUAAUAAUGAACGUGAUGGGGAGGGAAGGAGGGGAAACCUGGUGCAAGCGGGGGAACAAUGGUUGCCUUGAUGUUGCGUAGCGGAUGCAAACGUGAAGAGCCCCCCCCCCCCGCGCUCUGUUAUUUGUGGCCGCCAGAAAGAUGCUUUUAUUUUGCCAUCCCUGGAUAGUCACAAGCCUAUUGCAGAUUUUUCAGUGUACAUGCCUGAAAUAAUAAAACUGGACACAGAAAGGGCAAGAGAGAGAGAGAGAGAGAGAGAGAGAGAGUUGUCCUGUGACUGCACGUUGUUUCAUAAGCCCAUGAUGAAUAGCUGCCCUUAGCGGUCUUGAAGAUCUGUUUUGUUCUUCCUUUAAAAUACAGUUUUACACAUUCAUCCUGCUUUGUUGGAUGGUGGUGGAGAAAUGGGGUCCGAUGGGGUGACCCUCUUGGCAGCGAGGGUGGGCAGUUGGGUGGUCGACCUGAAGGUGUAGCCUCAGGUGUGGUUGUGGCAGGCGAGCCAGUGGGUGUAUUUUAAAAAUUAUAAUGUCUUUUUAAUUUUACUAUUUGAAGCGAAGAUUGAGAAGAACGUGGUUGCAAUGUUGGGAGCUUUGGCAAGUCUGCCCCACCCGCUGCCUUUUUGGGUGCUGGUGAAGGGAAUGGUUGAGUGGUGGGCUUGGCUGGUGUCUUAAAUUUCUCUUCUCCACCCCCCCUUUCCUGAUCUUCCCCCAAUUUUGCCCUCUUUAUUCAUACAAAGGAGGCAAAUGGGAGCGGGUAGGGGCAAGGUUGGAAGACAAACCCUGGUCUUUUCCCUCCCACCCCACCCCUUGCAGGAAGUAAUGGCGGUGAUGGCUUGGGUGAUUUGAGCAGAAAGGGGCUGGCCGCUUGGCUGUUCAUCCUUGCUGUCCCUCCCCAGCAAGGAAAAAUUGGGAGUGGGCAAGGAAGUGAAUAAAUGGUUGGUACAGGAGCCCCUCGCCCUCUGCAGCAUGCUUCCAUUCUCCCGUCCACCCACCUUUCCCCAUCUUUAUGCAAGGCGAAGUAGGAGUCAUUUGUCUUCUGGAAGGAUUUCUCCCCACUUUGGCAGUCAGAAUCUCCCCAUGUUCAUUCCUGCAGGGAAUCUGAAGGGGGGCGGGCAGAAGAGAACAGUUACAUAAUAAAGUCCUAGUGUUCGUUAUUGCAGGACCUGAUUGCCAUGCAUGGAUUUCUAGAUGCAGGGGCACGAAAUAUGUACACAGCACAGUUGGAUGCGAUUGCAGUAUAUAUAUUAGUAGGAGAUGCAGCUCACUUCUUAAAUUAAUACUAUAAUGUGCUCUAAGAUGCAAGAGGCUUAAUUUCCUUCUCUUUCCUGUUACUUAAGUGACAACUAGACAUGACUGGGACACAUCUCAUCAUGCCAAACCGUUUUUCUUUGAGUAUUAAAGCUGAGAGUUGUGAAGAAAUUUUUAAGAAUCCGAACAAAAUGUUGGGUUGGACAGCAGUCUCUCCCUCCCUCUCUCUUUACGUAACGUGGCUCGUGUCAAAGAAUCUUUUCAGUGAAUUGGUAUUUUCUCACCGACUCCUAAAAUCUAAAGCCUUUAAAAAAAAUACGUUGUAGCGACAUUAAGGUUAUACUCUAGCAUGAGGCUGAUAACACUUCAGGCCUUCAGCUGUGUGGUACACUUGUUUUUUUCUGCAAUGACAGCAGUGAUCUAAGAUAAACGGGUGAAAUGUAUAAAGAGUCCGAUCUAGUUUGUUUCAGUGUGUAAACCUAGAAUAACUGCAGGGUUAAUGGAGUGACAACAAUGGAAAAGCACCGACCACGUGACUCUGCACAGAAGUGGAUUUUGCCAGGAGCGACACUCCUGCAUCCAACAGUUAAUAGAAGGGUGGAAUUAUUAGGCCUGGAUGGGGUUUGAAAUUCAUUUUGACUAGUGUCCUUCAACCUUCCAACUCUGUGAUUCAUUUUGUAACGCUUAACUUGCAAUAUGGGUACUGAUUUUAUGUAUUUAUUUUUAUCUUGUUCUUCCACAUUCUUUCUCUGCUCUUUCUCCGGUCUUCUAUGCUCCUCUUUACAAAAUGUAGUUGUGGCCCUCUUGGUGCAAUCUACUUAAUCUAAAAUCAUGACUCAGUUAUCGGUUGCAACUCUCUGGUUGAAAGCCAGUGACCCAACCCCUUGAAACAAGACAAGUUUCAGUUAACCCAAUCCUUUAGAAACUAGGGUCACAUCCACAGUAUACAUUUACAGACCUCACAGAGCUACAAUUCCUGGCACUCUUAACAAAUGACAGUUCCCAGGAUUCUCCAUCCCUGUUAAGCUGGUAUAAGAGUUCUUUAAAUGUAUGGUAUGGAUGUGACUUAGCUCACGUAUUCCACACUGUAGAGGGAUCAUAGGACUUCUUCAGAAGUGUGUGUGCACACGAAAGCUCAUACCAAUAACAAACUUAGUUCGUCUCUAAGGUGCUACUGGAAGGAAUAAUUGCUUGAUUUAUCCUGAAGAAGAGCAGAUUUAGCUCACACACCUGAAGGGCUUUCACAUAGAAGAGGCCAAUGGCGUCUUUGCUGCCCCAGAAGGUAGGACAAACAAGAUCAUAUGGGCCUAUAUGACGUGAGAUUUCAGUUUAACAUUUUGGAGGAAAGGUAAAUCAUUUAUGGGGUGGGGAGCGGACUGUUCCUCCCAGAAGGCCUUCAAGCAGAAACUGGGCAAUUUGCUAUGCUCUAAGUUUGGAUUUCCUGUUAAUGGCCUACUAGGCCCUCUUCUCCAAAUGCCAAAGAAGGCCCCCUCCAAUUCCUAUGAUUCUCAGUCAGAAGAACAUAAGAAGAGUCAAUCUUGGUGAGUUUCAUAGGCACCUGUUUGUGGGUCAGUGUGCCUUAGAAAACCAGAUCUAGAUUAUUCAGGGAAGUGAACCAUAUCAUGCUGUUUAGCAGUGAUGACAGGUCUUUUUUGGCAAAUGUGUUGGGAAUCCAAGUUUAAUGUAUAAGAGGUUGCCACCAACGAAACAUUUCAGAUGUCUGCUUUGACUUGUGGACGCAUUUUGCGCUUAAAGAUUCUCCAUUUGCGAGCACUUCCAAAAGUCUGGGUGCCGUUUUUUUGUGCCUGGGUGACACUCAAGGAUUACUAAAAUGUAUGUGCUUUGAAACCACGAAGUAUAUGUUAAGGAUAGACGAUAUGUUAAGGAAUUUAACAAUGAAGAGUAGAGUGUUUUGAAAACUGAAGUAUGGUACCAAUAUUUUUAUUGUAAACACCAGAUUAAGCAUGAAUUAAGAAUUUCUGCUAAAAAUGUGAUAUUAACAAUGUGUCACUUAUGUGAAAUGUGUAUCAAUUCAUGCUCAUCAAAUUAAUAAAUAAAAAGUGUUGCCAGCCCCUCCCCUCGGUGGCGACUAGACAUUCUGUUUUGGCGCCCACAACCCAGGUACCAGAAGCCAUUUGGCUCCUAGCUUUUCUACUCCAGUUUCUAACACUGCUUUCAGAGCACGUUACAGUGCAAAGUCAAAGAUGCAUUCAAAUGUGUGUGUCUGAGGCCGUAUCUGCACUGUAAUAGGGGCUGAGGUGGUGCUUGAAUAUGUGUUCCCUACCCCCCUGACAAAGCUACAGUUCUGAGAGUGGUUUAACAAUCCCUCUUCCCAGGUAACUGGGAAUUGUAGCUCUGUGUGGGGAAUAGGGCUCUCCUAACAACUCUCUUGGGACGCGGGUGGCGCUGUGGGUAAAACCUCAGCGUCUAGGACUUGCCGAUCGUCAGGUCGGCGGUUCGAAUCCCCGCGGCGGGGUGAGCUCCCGUCGUUCGGUCCCAGCUCCUGCCCACCCAGCAGUUCGAAAGCACCCCCGGGUGCAAGUAGAUAAAUAGGGACCGCUUACCAGCGGGAAGGUAAACGGCGUUCCAUGUGCUGCGCUGGCUCGCCAGAUGCAGCUUGUCACGCUGGCCACGUGACCCGGAAGUGUCUCCGGACAGCGCUGGCCCCCGGCCUCUUAAGUGAGAUGGGCGCACAACCCUAGAGUCUGUCAAGACUGGCCCGUACGGGCAGGGGUACCUUUACCUUUAACAACUCUCAACACCCUUAAUAAACUACAGUUCUCAGGAUUCUUGGGGGGAAACCAUGAUAGUUUAAAGUGGUGAGAUACUGCCUUAAAUGCAGAUGGGGCCUGAAUCUCUGCUGGAAAAGAGACCUAUGGCUUCUUGCAUUUUGUGCCAUGCAUAUUGCAUUUCCCACCUGCUCCAUAGACUGACAACCCAUCUGCAGCAAGAGUGAGGAACCUGCGUCCCUCCAGAUGAUGCUCUGUGUUCUUGGCAAACACAGCCCACUGUCUACAGUGGUGGUCCCCAGAUGUGGAGCUCCCUCCCUGUGAAUAUUGCGUGUGUCUCUAACACGAGUGUCUUUUCAGGGCCAGUUAAAGACUUGCUUCCGCCCCUCCCCCAGGCCUUUGACACAUUAGUGUUAAUGAUACCCACAAACUUCUGCCACUGGUAUUUUUAUGGUUUUAACAAUGAUUUCAGAUUGUUUUGCUGUUGUGGAAUGAUGAUUGAAGGUCAAGAGAUAAGAAAAAUGAUUGGAUAAUUGCAUAAGAUGGACAGUCGCUAGUCAUGUGACUCUUGACCACAAGAUUGCCACUGUGCUGAGAGGAUGGAGGAAGAGGUCCCAGUUUGAUUGGAAUAAGGCAUGUGAUUUCUUGCUCUUGUGACUGGUUGUGGAAACUUGCUCUAAAGUAGAGUAAGGUUUUUACAGCCUCUGGCAUAUCAAUUUUUAUGUUGUUGUUCCUAGCAUAAAACCAUAGGCUGGGAGACAUGAUUAGGCCAAUGCCAAGGAAUUGGGUUUACUCCUUGUAGUUGAUCCUACCACUAUGGCUACCGAUUGCAGCAGAUCCCACCUAAAUAUUCCCAUUGGUUAUCUUUUGGUUUUCGAGUGAGGGUAAACCUAGAUCCUUGGAGACUCAGGCAGAAGUUGAGCAAAUAAUAAAAUAUUUAUUUUACAGAACAAAAUUGAUAAAAUACAGGAUGUGUCAUCUGAUACUCUUUCAGGAAACAGUUAACUUAUUGAUCAUUAUACUAAAUCUAGUAGGUGUUACUGGCUUCUAAACAAGGUAGUAAACACACAGUUGCUUAAUUCAGUUAUUACUCCUCAUUUAGAUGUUACAGGUUUCUAGUAAAAGGUAAAGGUAAAGGUACCUCUGCCCGUACGGGCCAGUCGUGUCCGACUCCAGGGUUGCGUGCUCAUCUCGCUCUAGAGGCUGUGAGCCGGCGCCGUCCAAAGACACUUCCGGGUCACGUGGCCAGCGUGACGAAGCUGCUCCGGCGAGCCAGCACCAGCGCAGCACACGGAAACGCCGUUUACCUUCCCACUAUAAAGCAGUACCUAUUUAUCUACUUGCACUAAGAGUGCUUUCGAACUGCUAGGUGGGCAGCAGCUGGGACCGAACAACGGGAGCUUACCCCACUGCGGGGAUUCGAACUGCCCACCAUACGAUCAGCAAGUCCUAGGCACUGAGGUUUUACCCACAGCGCCACCCGCGUCCCAACACAGGUUUCUAGACUAGAUGGUAAAUGCUCAGCUUAUUUCCAGUUAUUUCGCUUCAGUUUUUAACUUAGUUGUUGUGUAGCUGUUACAGCUUAAUACAUUGGUUCUUAAACAAGCUGGGACUUUCUGUCAGUUUCCAACCUUUUCUCAAUCCCACUCCUGAGGUACUUCCAGCAGUAUAAUAGACUCAGUGGAUCACUACACCCCUCUUAACUGGUUUGGGAGUCUUUUAUUUCUAGAUCUCUCUCCUCCUGACUGACACAGGACCCAAGGAUACGGUAUCCUCACAGCUUCUACUUCUCCAACUCAGCCCUCCAGUUAACUCCCAUCUGAAUACUCUCCCAAGAUAGUAUUUUUCUAUCUAAGGUCAGAGGCUUCCUUCUCUGGCUACAGAUAAUUUCCUCAGAGUGGAUGUUGCACGGCACGCAUAGAUCCGAACUCUCCUUCUCUUCCUCUUGCUCUCUCUUCAGCCUACCCUAUCUGAACCCUCCCUCAGAAACGGCUCCUUUUAUUUUCUCUCCCAAAGUGCUGGUCCAUCUCCCUCUGACCAGCUGUCUUGGCAGCAAUCGGAGAGAUGCUCCAGCCUCUGGUGGAAUUCCAAGGCACUGCAUCACCAGACUCUGGUCUGGCUCAGCUGUCUGUCACACUCCUCUUCUAAUAUCUCUUGGAAGCAUAGCUCAUUGUAAGGCAGCCAGCUUCCAUGGAGGCAGCUUAUACUGUUUCUCUGUUAGGGAUAGACAGUUUCUUUGGUAAGACUAAAGAUUGGACAUGGGGGGGGGGGGGCGCGUCUAAGAACUGAAGAAGAUCCUGCUGGAUUCAGCCAGGGGUCCAUCUAGGCCAGCAUCCUGCUCCCCCAGUGGCCAGCCAGGUGGCUAUGGGAAGCCCACCAUCAGGACGUGAGCACAACCACACUCUCCCCUCUUGUGAUUCCAGCAACUGGCAUUGAGAGGCAUGCUGCCUCCAACAGUGGAGCUAGAACAUCUGCAAAAACCUUGCAUUCUUUCAAAGCUGCAAUCCCAUGUGUGCUUCUUGGGCCUAAGCCUUGAAAACUGAAGUGGAAAAACGUUUUAUUUUAUGUACUUAUUCAACAAAAUGUAUAUACCACUUUACUGUAAAAAGAAACAAAGCAAGCCUUUAAAACAAUAGCACAACUUCCCAGUAAACAUGCAUAGGUUCGGAUUAUAAUACAGUGGUGCCUCGCAAGACGAAAUUAAUCCGUUCCUCGAGUGUCUUCGUCUAGCGGUUUUUUCGUCUUGCGAAGCAACCCUAUUAGCGGAUUAGCGCUAUUAGCGGUUUAGCGGCUAUUAAAGGCUUAGCGGCUUAGCGGCUUAGCUGCUAAAAGGCUAUUAGCGGUUUAGCGGCUUAGAAAAAGGGGGGGGAAGCGAAAAAAAAAAACUCAAGACUCGCAAGACAUUUUCGUCUUGCGAAGCAAGCCCAUAGGGAAACUCGUCCUGCGAAGCAACUCAAAAACGGAAAACCCUUUCGUCUAGCGGGUUUUCUGUCUUGCGAGGCAUUCGUCUUGCGGGGCACCACUGUAGUUGCUUGAACCUUGCAGAUGAGCAUAUAUUUUAACCGGCCUGCUUUGUGUUUCUGUUUGCUUCAUCUCCUGUUGUGCAGCUAUUAGUGUCUCAGCAAAGACAAUUAAUCUGCACGGUUGCUUCUCUCUUCCUUUAAAAGCAGUUGAGUGUAGUCUCUUCAUUUUUAAGAUGCUGUGAGAAAUUAAUGGCCACAAUGUUUGUUGCACAUUAGUAUGCUGUUUUAUUUUUGGGAUCCAUUAUUAGAGAUGCUAAAUCAAAGAUACUGGAUCACAUUUUCCCAGCCUGGUGCUCACCAGUUGUUUUAGACUGCAGCUGCUAUCAUCCUUGAUGGGGUUUUUAAAUAAUAAUUUUUAAAUUAGUUUUUAAUUACAGUCCAAUAAUAGCCUCAUUAUAACAAUACCAACUUAUAAUACAAUUAUUAAUACCAACCAUUCAAGUAGCAAAUUUUAUAAUUUAGUUAAAGUGGCCCCCCCGUGUGCUAGAUUUGGUGAUUUCAUAAUUUUCUUUAUUUCUGCAUUCCAAAAUCUUAUUUUUUUCAAGUACAUUCCAGUCAUAAUAAUCCAUUAUACUCCAACUGCAAUAUUAAUAACUUCCAUUCCUGCUGACACAUUAAAUGAUUUAUAAAACUUUAAGUGAGGAACUCAAACUAUAUCCUUGUUCUUCCUGUGUGUGGCAGUUAUUCUGUCCAUGGUGUUUCGUCCUGUCCUUGUAAGAUGUUAUGUCUUUCUUUCCCCCAAUUGUUGCUAUUAUCCAUCAUCUCAUUGUUAUUCCAGAAAUUUCUUCAUCGCUCCAUCUCGUGCUUCAUUGUUUUGCACCGAGAACUUUAACAACAGCUGCAAAAGUCGUUCUGUCCCAGUAAAUAAACUGUUGCCACCAUUUCUACCCUCAGUCCAGGAAGAAGAGUGGUCUGUCAGACUGCAGAUGACUCAAUAAAGAACCUUAUCAGUUCCUUGGCAGCUCACAAACUCAUUUCAUCCUUCCUUCCAGCUGAAGAUAUAUCUUUCCAAUUAAAUUAAAUUCCAAGUCCUAUUAGCAUUACUCUGUUCACUUCAUAGAUAAUAAAGGAUGGGGAAGAGUUAGCUCUAAGUUUCCAUCGCAAACCUUUUGCAAAAUAGCGCUUCCCUCCCAAAAUAGAGAAACUGUAGGCUCCCCUUCCUCUCCCACCGUCUUUUGCACCGAAUGAAGUCUUAUCUCAAAUUCAAACCUUGAAGUCCUUGCAGUUGGUUUGUUCCGCAGUUUGUGAUCUCCUCUCUUCCAGUACUUUAUUCCAAUGAAGCUCUAAUUAACUGGAGAACCUCGGCUUCUUAAUGGCGGCAUUGGAGGGUUUUUGUUAGGCAAAGUGCUUUUACAUUCAGCGCCUCCCUGCCCCCCACAUUCCAUGCAGGAGCGAGAGCCAGGUACCAAGAGGAACUGUGAGUGAAGCCAGUUCCCCCCAUCCCUGGGGGGAAUUUGCAAGAAUGAUUUACCCUCAAUCAUCCUUGUUUUUCCUUCGCCUACGAUCUCCUGCUGUUGUGGGGCUGCCUCCAUUAAGGCAGAGCAGAACCGGAUGGUUGGCUGUGGUGACUGGUAGGGAUGGGUGACAUUGAUAAAACGUCCAACAUUGUUUGGAAGUCCACAUCAUGAUAAUGGUUUCAUAAUAUUUGACAUGGUGAUAUAUCGCAAAUCACAAUGUGUGUGUGUGCGCGCUACGCAGCUUGUACUGUCCCUGGCCAUUGGGCAUGCUAGCUGGGGCUGAUAAGAGUUGGGAGUCCAGCAAGGGUGGAGGAAUUGCAAGUUUCGACAACCGGGCAGGGAAGGUGACCCAUUUCUGCAUGCACUGUUUGAAAUUGUGGCCAAGUGAUUGCCAGUCCUUGCAAACUCUUUUAUUUGGUUUCCAUGAUUGGGUUUCCCUGAGAAAUUUGAUUCCAUUCACAUUAAAAGGUGAAUCUACCUAAUUUGCACUUUCUGAAACAAUGUGCACACUGAAACAUAGUCAUCCAUCAAAAUCGGCAUUUUCCCACAUUUUGCAAUGCAAUUCUCUAGCCCAGGAAUGAGUACAAAAAUGCAUACACUGGGGGAAAGUGUACAUAAAAAUGCAUAUUUUUUUUUUGUGUGUAGAAAAGUGCAUCCUAUUAUGGGAAUUUGCUUUGCAAAAAUGUCUAUAUUUGGCAAAAUUGCAUAAAAAUGUGUCUGUCUAGCUAAAAUAGCACUACAAGGCUGAUGAGUUUUCAUGGAUAUUCUUUUUAUUUAAAAAACUGUAAACUGACAUGGAAAUGUGAACUGCACUUAAGACUGAAAAAAGGAGACAUUCAGGUGGAAUCUACACACAUAUAAAAACAGUUCUGAAAAUGCUUUUUAAAAGCGUUUUUAAAAACACAUUGAAUUUUCCAUAAGGCUCACCAAUGCCAUCUAGUGUCACAUUGCAUAUUGCACUUAAAACACAUUUUAAACGGUUUAUUUGCAGCUGUAUGGCGCUGUGGGUUAAACCACAGAGCCUAGGACUUGCCGAUCAGAAGGUCGGUGGUUCGAAUCCCUGCGACGGGGUGAGCUCCCUUUGCUUGGUCCCUGCUCCUGCCAACCUAGCAGUUCGAAAGCACGUCAAAAUGCAAGUAGAUAAAUAGGUACCGCUCCGGCGGGAAGGUAAACGGCGUUUCUGUGAGUUGCUCUGAUUUCGCCAGAAGCGACUUAGUCCUGCUGGCCACAUGACCCGGAAACUGUACGCUGGCUCCCUCGGCCAAUAUAGCGAGAUGAGCGCCGCAACCCCAGAGUUGGCCACGACUGAACCUAAUGGUCAGGGGUCCCUUUACUUUACCUUUAGCUGAGUCCUCAGAAAAAUCAAAACUGACAGGUUCCACCAUUCCUACUCACACUUGAAAUGGAUGGGUGUGGCUUGAGUGAAACAGCCUCAAAAGACACAAGGGGAGGCCUGCGAACCGGUGGUUCACUGCCACAGAUCUGGAGGGUUACAUGCUCGCCAUCUACAGUGGACAGGAUGCAAAUAAACAUGUCUUCCUUAACACACUGGUUUCAGUGUGGCGUGUGCUGGCUUCAAUACUAGUGCAGGAUAAACGCUUCUGUUUCUACUAUUAAAACAUUUUGAUCUGGCUGAAAUGUAGUCACUCUGGCUUUCAGCCUCCCUGUCCCUCCCUUCUCCUGCUUAACUUGUGACUGUAGAUGUGUUUUCAUUGGACUUUACAGUAGCUGCCUAAGAGGGGAGAAAAUAUCUCCUGAAUUGAAACCUUUCAAGCACUGAGCUGAAAGGACUUGUUUGUGUUGGAAAUCCCAUGGCAACAGACUUUUGGUCAGUUCCCUUACUUGCCGUUGACUCAGUACAAACCCAAGUGAAGUAACCUCUAUGGUGUCUUUAGGCAGCUAAGCUUGCAGCUAAAUUAAAAAUAAGGCUUUUUGGAAAGCCAUUAAUAUGCCUCAUCUAAAGCAUGUUACUCUGCAGUAGCCAAAUCUUGGAAAGACUUUAAUUGGUGGUGGAUGCUGCUUAAUAAACAGAUAUACAAACUCUGUCUGUGUAACCUAAUUUUUACUGCUUUUCAGUUGUCACAUUGACGAAAGGUUCUGUGGUUCUGAAGCAUCAUUUCAUCUUUCCAGUUGAAAGUCUUGUAGCUGACUUGUUUAUAUGAAGCAGCCUUUGAAUAAUUCAAAGAGAGAUCCUACCGCAGCUUUUUAAUCUGGCACUGUACACUUGUCUUCCCAUAAUUAAGUAUUGUUUGAUGUCUCUUUGUUUCAGAGUGAUCGUCUUUUGAUCAAGGGUGGUAAAAUUGUUAAUGAUGACCAGUCUUUCUAUGCAGACAUUUACAUGGAAGAUGGCUUGAUAAAGUAAGUACCCAGUAAUAUUUUUUUUUGGAGUGGGGUUGCAUAUCAGAAAUGUAAAAUCUCAUAAAAGAAAUCGCAGACAACUCAGCAAGGCUUUUGUGUUUUUGUUUUAAAACCUUAGCUGGUGAUCGUAGGGUCCGGGUAGGUUUAUGUUGGGAGAGUCAUUUGUUAGAUAUUGGGUUUUGAACCAUAUAAUGCUUUAAAGGUCAAAACUGGCAGCUUUCUGGGGUUGUCUAAAAACUGGGCAUAGGGUUCCAUUCUCCUAAGAAGCUACCUAAGAACCACCUUGCCUCCUUGGAGAGCUCCCCAGUAUCUGACUCUUGGUGUUCUAGCUGAGGUGGCCUCUCUCCCAACAUUUCUUUCUCAUUUGAGGACUCAUUUCUUACUUUGUUUUAUUUUUUUACCAUAUUCUUGAAUGGUGACCCACCUUGGAUUAAACUGUAGCCUGGUGGUAGGUCCCGAUCCAUCAGCUGAAGCUCUAGAGUAGCCUUCAUUCAACCUUGAGUUGUUGGGAUACAACCCCAUUGUCCUCAGCCAGCAUGUGCAAAGGUUAGGGGUAGUGGAGUCUGCAGUUCACUGGAGUCUGGGGACCAGGGGUUGGGGAAGGUUUCUUUAGGAUCUUGGGCAGAGCGUUUCCCAUCACUUGUUCCCAGAACUCCUUUAAGUUGUCCUUCUCCAACCUGUUGCCAGAGAGUGUGGUUGUUCUGUCUGGGGCUGAUGGGAAUUGUUGUUCUCAGCAUAUGUUGAGGCACCAAGUUGCAGGAAGGCUUCUUUAACUGGAGAUGCUAGCAACUGAAUCUGAAAGCCUUUGUGUGGAAAGCAUUUGCUGUGCCACUCUGAUCCCUUCCUACUGCUCUGAGUGUGCUUUUGGGUGUUUCCCCCUCUCCUAAGCAUGUUUGGCUUCAGUGUCCACCUAAUAAUAAUAAUAAUAAUAAUAAUAAUAUUUUUGUUCUCCAGUGUUAUCUGCAAACUCAUCCCCUAAUCGACAGUAGCUUUGCCUACUUUAGUUUCUGAGCUAUAGGUUGUCAGUGGAACAAGCUUUAUAGGUUACAGUCUGGUGCACACUUACAUUAAGCUCAGUGGGACUUACUUGUGAGUAAGCAUGCAUAGGGUGGCACUGUUGAAGUAGGGCUGGGAGCCCCACCUCAAAUCCAUUGGAUCCAGCAGGGUGAUUCUGACAAUGUCGGAUCCAGGUUUUAAGAGAGUUUCUUGCAGCACAUACUUUCUGACAUAAUAAAAACAUCUUCCAGACUUCCUUGGAAUAAAAUUUUCUUUGCGUAGGAGAAAGGCGGGAACAUGGAUACACAUCUUGGCUAUGUGUUCAACACAUCUGUUCUUUUACUCAGAAUUUAAAGUAAGAGUAGUCAGUGACAGACAUGUAAUUAUAAUAUCACACACACACACACAAACAACAACAACUUUAAAAUAUGAGCAAAUUAGUUCACAGCAGAAGUUUGGUAUGCUUCUUGGAUGAAGAGACCUGAAAGGUUUCAAGUCAUUUUCAGAAAGUUCUAAGUUUCUCCUAUAUCCGGGGGCCUGGGGGCCACAUUACAUCCUAGGGAACCUUUCAGGGACCACAUGACAGUGGUGGAUGGGGCCAGAGGAAAAAGUGGGUGGGGCAAUGAAUGUGAUUGUUAUAUUUGUACAGUAGGCUACAUUCUAACUACAGUAUGCUAAGUGAGAGGCUCCUGCGCACACACAUUUCUCUGAUCUCAACCAAAGCAAACAAAACACAUUAUUCAACUGCAACAAUGAUUAUUUCUUAGAUUUAUUAGUCGCCUGUUACCAAGCUUCAAUAAUACAGAGCUUCAAUAAUACUGUAUACCAUGUUGCAACUCCUAUAGUUUAUAGAAAAGCAAACACAACCUCUCUUUUGGUUUUGUGUAGCCACGAAUGCAAACAUUCCUGUUGGGCAAUGAGAAUGAUGGCAAAGCAGAGAUGGAAAAAAAGAAUCUGAUUAUAUACCACUUUUUUUCUAUACUACGCUUCUUCUUUACUGAGGGGGCUAUGCAUGUUCCAUCCGCCUUAAAAGUUUAUAGUGCAAAAGUGGUUGCAACUAUGGCCUAUGCGGUCCCUUUAUGGGGCGUCUUUGUAAACCUCUUGCCUCUGGUGACAUUGCAAAAUCUUUUUCUAAGACGCCUUUUGAAACUACCCUCCUGUGUAAGCAACUCUGCCAUUCGCUUAGAACUUAAGACCCCCUCCCUUGAGAUUCUGAUGUGGAGACAUGCCUUUAAUUAUUGGCUGUCCCUUUGGCAUAAAUUGCCAAACUACCAUCUUAUUCAGUGCCUUUGGAGAGAUGAAUUCACCAGCCCAUGGGCAACAAAAAUCCAUUCCAAACUGUUGUCUUAUGGAAUCUCUCCCUCCGAUAUACUUAAUUUAGAUCUAAUUACAGCUAAAAAGGUCAUCAAACAAAGAUUGGAGGAUGUAGAUUUACAACAAAAUCUUACCACAGGUGGAGGUACAUGUUCCCCGAUAUAUCAGGGCAUUACAUCUAUGUCCCAGAUACCUCGAUAUCUGUCUACUUUAUCGGCUGCGUCGCAUAGAUUCGCAUUUGUUAGAGCCAGAUUUAAUGUGUUCCCCUCAAAUGUGCUGAGCAAUAGAUUUUCUAACGGUAAAAUCUCUGUUUUGUGCGCAUGUGACAACAAAUCGAUAGAAUCCCUUUAUCAUAUCUUGUUUAAUUGCCCCUUAUACAAUGUUCCCGAUCAAGGAUCCUGAGUUCAAUCAUCCUGGAAAUUGCUGCUAAACCACCUGAAUUACAUCUAGCUUAUCUACUCCAGGACAUUGACUCUUAUAGAACUUUACAGGUUGCUAGAUUCCUGAUCUCAGUUCUGUCUUAUAAAAGACUUCAGGGAAUGCUGCAUGACUAUUAAAAAUUCAGUAAACUCUAUGCACCAUCUUUAUCUUCAAGGCCAUAACACGGUACAGUUAGAGAUUAUGCGUUGAAAUAUUUUAGUUGAUAUUUUAGAUUGUAAAAUGCUAUUGAUUUUAUCUAUUGAUUUUUAUCUAUGGAUUUGUUUUACCUUGUGGGCUUAUAGCCGAAUAAAGUAUUAUCUAUCUAUCUAUCUGUGGAGAUGAAGUUGAUGUCUCAAGCCUUCUUCUGUUCAUGUUACAGCACAGAAGUUGCAUUGCUGGAAAGUUCUAGAAAUAUGAUUGGCGGGACACCUGAUGAAAGUUUAUUAUUUAUUGAAUUUAUAUAACACCCUAUACCUGGAGGUCUAACGGCAGCCUGGGGCAUAUGCUUGACUCUGUCCAUGUGGUUAUGACAUUUUGUGUGACUCUGCACAAAUGGUCUCUUCUCAGACAAAUUGGAGAAAACCUGAUUGUGCCAGGGGGAGUGAAAACCAUUGAAGCUCAUGGACGGAUGGUGAUCCCUGGAGGAAUUGAUGUCCACACUCGCUUCCAGAUGCCUGAACAGGGGAUGACCUCUUCUGAUGACUUCUUCCAAGGAACAAAAGCAGCCCUGGCUGGAGGCACCACUAUGAUCAGUAAGACCUUGCUCUCUAUGAAAUAUAAAUGUAAUAGGCUUAACACCAAUCCUUGUACAGUGGUACCUUGGGUUACAGACGCAUCAGGUUACAGACGCUUCAGGUUACAGACUCCGCUAACCCAGAAAUAGUACCUUGGGUUAAAAACGUUGCUUCAGGAUGAGAACAGAAAUUGUGCGGCCCCAUUAGCUAAAGUGGUGCUUCAGGUUAAGAACAGUUUCAUCUUAAGAACAGACCUCCAGAACGAAUUAAGUUCUUAACCCAAGGUACCACUGUAAUAGGAGAGAGAGAGAGAAUGCAAGCUGGUUCCAGGACAAAUGAGGAAAAGGCUCUGGUUGAAACAAGCUACAAAUAUCAAUAAAGGGGUGUAACCAAUGGAAACUGGGCAUGAAAUUGAUUUUAUAGUGUAAAAAAAGUUACCAACAGAAAAUACUCCAAGGCUCUGCUCAAGUUCACAUUGAGCUUGAUAGCCAUCAUGGCCAGUGGUCAGGGAUUGUAUUUAUAUUGUGAUUUUAUGUUGUAACCGCCCUGAGACCUUAUGAUGAUGAUGAUGAUGAUGAUGAUAAUAAUAAAAGGAGUUCUAGUCGUACAGUCCUACAGCAACUGGCGGGUGACAGUUUCUCUUGCACAUUUUACUGGGAAGGCAUCAGAGAACUUUAUUUGCAGAUUCAGGUUGUGUUUGCAGUCACUUUUACUUAGGGGGAAGAUUACAGCCCAUCCAAUCAAGAAGAGGUAGCUCUGUCAUUUGCAGAACUUCCUUAUGGGGAACCUAUGAUUUUGCUGAGCAGAGAACAGCCAUGCUUAUGGCAGACUUUACAAACCUUUCAAGUCAAGUAAAAAUUUAUUGGUUAACCCAAUGCAUGUUAUAGCCAAACAUUUCAAGUCAGACUGAUAUUAUUCACUGUUCCUAAGCCGCCUUCCAUGGCUCUUCAACUCCAGGUCUAUAAAAAGUUCCAAGAAAUGCCCAGGAAGGGGCAGAAGUCACACUGUGCUCCCUCCAGCCUUGCCACAGAUUGUUUCCCUAACUUCAAAGGGGGUCACUGGCUGUCAGUGCCAGACCAAGACACUGGGAAAUAAAUGUUCACCCACCGACUCUGCUGCCAUAGGUAUGAAUGGAAAGAGCUUGAAUUGAAAGUGACUGUACCAAUGUGUGCAGCUAUUCCAGUGCAUAUUUACACUGGAAGAUGAAACUUUGAGAAGAGUGAAACUGCUGUUCAUGACCCCAGAUAUCAAAGUACCCACUAGCCACACCGCUAGCAGCUGCUAAUUCAGCGUUAAUUGGAAAGCAUUAAUUAGAAAGGGCUGUAUGUGCAUGACCUCUUCCUCACAAACAGGACCUCGGUUUGACCCAGAUGUACUGAUUUGCAGCAUCCUCUUGCCUUUGCAAUUGGAGACUAGCAGAGCCUAUACAUUUUGUUUUGUAUCUCUGGUUCUACAGAAUACUAGAAUGUUAUUCAUUUGAAAUGAAAAUCUGGGGGUAAUAGUUUGGGGGUUGGCGGCGGGGUCUGGCACCCUUGUACACCCCCCGAUGCCCAUGUGUCCGACUUAUUAAUUUAGAAACAAUCUAAAAUACUCUCAAUAGUAAGACAGAUAAAAUCAUCACAAAAUUUAAAAUAACUAUACAUAACUAAAUUAUAUGUCUGGGUAGACUUGCUGGGGGAAAGGUUUUGUACUUCCCCCACCCCAUACACAUUUGCUGUGUCAAGAAGGGAAAGGCAGCUGGGGUGGGUGUGUGGCUCAGUCAUGUGAGCCUCACUGUAGUCACACGUCGUACAUACUGGGUAGAGCCAAUAUGGUGCCCUUCAGAUGUUGCUCAACUGCAACUGCCACCAUCCCUGAUCAUUGACCACGAUUGCCGGGGUUGAUGGAGGUUGUAGUCCAGCGACACCACAUUGCAUACCCCUGGCCUAUACAGAGACCCCUCCAGGUUCCUAGGCUUUCAGCCUGAUAUAUAUGAGUCUUUACUCACAUUUUCAUGGUUUUCCUCCAGACUUGAAAUGGGGAUCAACCAGUUGGUACACUGACAACUGAGCAACUGUUUACUCACCAUGACCAGCUUUUAGCUUGGAGAUGGCCAAUGCGGUGUCUUCUGGCCGUCGCUGAACUACAGCUCCUAUCAACCCUGAACAAUGCUUGCUGGGGCUGAUGGGAUUUGUAGUCCAAGCGCUGCAGGGCGAGACCUCUGUUUUGGCUGCUGGCUUUUGAUGCCUUAAUAGGAACACAGGAGACCUCCUUGUACCAGGCCUGACUACUUGCCCAUUUACUGUAGGUUCCUUUUAGUCCCUGAUGUUACUAUUUAUGGGCUUCCAGGCACCUGUGCCUCUGGACACUAUAUAGGGGGAAAAAAAGUAAUGUGAGACAGAAGCUGGUAGACAGUUGAAUUUCUCUAGCAGAUUCAGAGGUGUGAUCCAUAAGUUGACACUUUGCACAUGGUGAUAUUUAUGCCUUCCAGGUACACAGAGAUUCAAAAGACUCCACCUUUGAAAAAUCUGGGGAAACAAAAUCAAUUGCGUUUCCUUUGGUUACUUGCAAAAUAUCAUAAGAUAUGUAUUUCUGCAGAAUUUGGAAUGAAUGAGGGAUACUGGGCAAACAUACACAGAUUUGCAGAUUUCCCUUCCCUUUUCUAUUUUAUACUUUGCUCCAUCACGGUACAUAAAAUAUAGCUCUGUUUUAAUGAAUCUUAAAAUUGUUACAAUCCUAAUUUAAUUCCAGUGUUAAAUAAAAAUGUAUUUAGUUUACAUUAUUUGAGGGGUGUGUGUAUAUAUAGGCAUGAAUUAGAAUCUUUUAUUUUUCCUGUGGAAACUUAAAUCUGACUUCCCAAUACAUAAUAAUUUAACAAAAUGUAUAUGUCGCUUGAUUGUAAUAAGACCUUAUAAAGUUUUACAAGGAAUAUUAAAAUUAUCACUAAAAACAAUUAAGAACAAUUAAAUAUAAUUUUAAUUAUUAAUAAAAAGGAUUAAAACAUGUCAACAUUUAUGCGUCUGCACAGGCGAGCCUGAACAAAAAUGUUUUAAGAAGGUGCUGAAAAGAGUACUUCCCCCUUAUCCCCGUUCCAACGGCUCAGGGGAAGCUUUGGAGCAGCCGGCGGCUGCGCUCCUGGGCUGCUUCUGUGGGGGAGCUGCGCUGUGGCGUAUGGUCCUAAAGCCUUACUUUAACUUUUCACGUUUGGAAUUUGGAAAAAAACUGUGGCUUAUAUUCGGGCCAAUAUGGUAAAUGCUGAGUUUGCUGCUGAUCCUGGCCUUUUUUUUUUCCUUUUUUUUGUAUUUAGGUCAAUUGUUUGGUGUCCUAUGGACAUUGUCUUGAGUUAGUUGCUUUUCUACAAAAUUAAUAAUAAUCACAUGUUGUUUAAAUGGGAAAGAAUUGAAACUGGAUACUCUUUUCACCUCUGGCACCAGAGUAUUUUUUUGGUCUGCCCUGACACAUUUUAAAACAUUAAUUAUUUAACUUAAUUUGAUUUACAUUUGUAUGUGUGUUAUAUAACCACAUUUAUUUUUUAUUACCUGAGGGAUGAAAACACUUUAAUAAUUGCACUUUUGCUUAUCUGAACUUGCAGAAGCAUUUGUUUGCCAACACUACGUGGAAUAAAAAACAAAACAAAUCUGGCAGAUGGAUUGCAUGCAGAGAUAUCCUCCCUGCCUGCCCCCACACCUUUUAGUAUUGCUUUCUGGUAACUAUAUAUUAAAAGGUAAAGGAUUCCUGGAUGGCUAAGUCCAGUCAAAUUCGACUCAUCUUGCUUUUCAGGCUGAGGGAGCCGGUGUUUUUCCGAAGACAGCUUUCUAGGUCAUGCGGCCAGCAUGACUAAACCGCUUCUGGCGCAACGAAGCACCAUGACCGAACAACGGGAGCUCACCCUCUCACACGAAUUCUUACCUUUCCCAUAUAUUAAAAAGCAUGACUCAAGCCCUUAAGUUUAACAUUUUCAAGAGGAUUGGAAACAAUUACAAAUGAACAAAAAAUAAUUUAUUAAACCCUGCUUCCAACAUAAUUUAUUCAUUUGAACAUAUUAAGCCAACCUUGUAAAUAAGCCCACAAAUUCCUAGCCUGAUUUCUUCUUUUUAACUAUUCAGCUAAGAAACUACGUCUUCUGCCAGCCUGUUCAGUAGAAGACAAAGAAGGAGCAUAGGAAUCUGUCUUAACCAAGUCACACCAUUGCUUCAACUAGUUUGGUCUUGUCUACACAGCGGGUGGUUCAGUGGUUUAGAUCACAGAGCCUCUUGGGCUUGCCAAUCAGAAGGUUGGCAGUUCGAAUCUGCCUGGCAGGGUGAGCUCCUGUUGCUCUGUCCCAGCUCCUGCCAACCUAGCUUUUUGAAAGCAUACCAGCACGAGUAGAUAAAUAGGUACUGUUGUGGCGGGAAGGUAAAUGGCAUAUCUGUCUUCUCUGGUUUCCGUCACGGUGUCUCGUUGCACCAGAAGCAGUUUAGUCCUUCUGGCUGCAUGACCUGGAAAGCUGUGGACAAACUCCAGCUCCCUCAGCCUGAAGCGAGAUGAGUGCCGCAUCCCAUAGUCGCCUUUGGCUGCACUUAAUUGUCCAGGGGUCCUUUACCUUUUAUCUGUCUACACUUACUGGUAGCAGCCUUCCAGAUUUUAGAUGGGACAUUCCUAGUUUCAUCUGCAGAUUCCAGGAAUUGAACCUGAUACCAUCUGCAUGCAAAGCAGGUUCUCUGCUACUGAGCUUGGCUCCUUCCCUCAGGGGUGUACCUAGGGGUUGGUUAGGUAGGCCCUUGCCAAGGGCGCAAUCCCUGGAGGGUGCAAAAAUCACCCCUCUCUAUUCUGGUUCAGAGUGGCUAGGAGCCCUCCUGCCGUCUAAAACAUGCGUUUGCUGAUGGGGGGCGGCACCAAGACAUCUUGUCAACUCUGCCUUCCCUAAAGGAUCAUAAGAGGCAGAGCUGAGAUGUGAGCUUCCGUUUCAGAAAACAGCACAAAACAGUGGGCUGUUGGGAGAGGAAUGUCCCUCUUUCGCCAGUCCACUCACUUGCAUGUUAUUUUGCAUACUCACCUAUGUGGAAUUCCUGCUCCUCUAAAUCUACCAGCUGUACUGCUGAGUCAAAUUAUUGGUCCAGUUUUGCAGUGCCCCCUACUCUGAUUGGCAGUCUCUCCACAGUCUCUGAUCAUGGCUCUUUCCUAAUCUCACUUGAGAUGCUUUUAGCUAGAAAUGCUGGCAACUAAACAUGGGGCCUUCUAGAUGCAAAGCAUGUGCUGCGCACGCCCUUCUCCCCCCCCCCAACUGAGCUGACUCAAGUUUGUUCUGUCUGACUUCACAAUAAGAAUAUAUUGUAUACCCUGUCAUCUGCCAUCAUAAUGAAUGGAAAUUAUUGCUUUUAUGGGAUUAACUCAUGCAAAUUAGCUGUGACAUUCCUGCUCAUGGUAGUGUUCAUUCAUUGGAGAUACAUUUGUCAAAGUGGCUUAUGCCGUAAGAGACCUGCUGCUUUUAAGGGGUCACAAAGAUCUUUGGGUGCUGUUACACAGCAGUUUAUUGUGGACUUGAUGCUGCCCAUGCAUGCAGGUUUUGUGCGUCAUCCACACAACAUCACCACAUAUUAUUUUCCUGUUUUAUUAGUAUUCAUCAUUUCCAUGGAAAAGAUGUGCAGAGCAAAAGUGUGUGGAUUCUUUUCUUUCCGCAGUGGGCUAGUUUCUCCACCUGCUUUCCCUUUCUAGUGUCCAGGCAAGCAGGAGGCAUUGCAGUUCAAGGUCACAAUCCAGCCAGGCAAAAAAUACUCAAAGAGGGUACAAAGUGGGACCAGUGAGGGAUGUAGUUUGGGAGGCAUGGGUGUGGCUGGCAAAGGUGUCUGGUCUAGUGAGAUUCUUGAGGGCCAGAGUGAGAGAGGCCUGGUGGACCCUGGGCCUCAGCUUCCACAUCCGUGUUGUAGUGUUAAAGGCAAAUAUUGUAUGUGUACUGUUACAUGCCCAAUAGCCUUGUCUGAAUCCUGAAUAACUCCUCUCAUAUUCCUGCCACUUGCUGAAGAGUGUAGCCCCCAUCUGUUUCCCUGUCCCCUUCUUACGCCAUGUCUCUUAAGUGCAUUGUGAUAACACAACCAACAUGAAGCCUGGUUGUGCAUUGUCUGUGUGUGUGCUCCUGUAGCUGAAAUGCCUCUUAAAAACCUUUCCAGUGCUAUUUUCCUAGCUAAAGUAGUAUUAUGGAUUGCUUUAAUGCUGGGAUUCUGCUGGGGCUCCUCCCUAGAUGAAAGUCCUGCUCAGCCGAGCCUGUGGGGUGGCUUGCCAAUUAGCACAGAAGGAAACAGCUGCUUAUGCUUUCACGUUGCAUCAAGCUUUUUUGUAUCUGGUCAUGUUGAUAGGAUUUAUUAUGCCUUCUUGCUUCUGUCCAGAAAGAAAGAUUACUGAGGGUGGAAGCCUCUUUUUGAAAGGGGGAUGGUAUAAACAAAGAUUAUGGUGUCAUGUCAGGCCAGAUAAGGCACUGCGUCGUCUUUCAACAGGUCCAAAACAGAAUCUUGAGCUUGUUUGUCUUGCAGGAUAUUGUAGCAGGAGCAGAAUCCCAUGGAUUUUGCAGUCCGUUGCCGAAUCCAGUAACAGCUGGCAUGCAGGAUAGGAAGGGCAUUGGAAAAUACAUUCCCUCUGGCCAACAGGAAGUGGUACCACUGAGAUUUGGUUUGAAAUUAAAUUGAGGGUUGAAUGAAUGAAUUUUCAUGAGCACCUUCUUGAAGAAAUAGUACAAACUGAAUAAACAGUACAGUUGUACAAACUGUGGAACACUGAUGUGGAAAAUGAUGUGGAACACUGAUGUGGAAAAAUGAGAGAGAAACUGAAACUGAUGGAUUCAUCCAGCCUUACUAGGACGUGUGCACCAUGUCUGCUGCAAACGCUGUGAAUAUCCUUCCACAGCAGGCUUGCUGUUGAAAUUAUGUAUAUCUACAUUUGCAGUCUAUGCCUCUCUUACACUGGAGGCCUUGGUGCAGAUUCAUUCUGGCCAUUAAAAGAGAUGAGUGUGAUGUUGAUGAUGGUAUGACAGGUUGAACCCUCUCUUGGCUCAUGGUACAUUAAAAGGAGCAAAGUGGGAACACGGUUGCCUUUUAUUCUAGUUGCACUGGCUUCCGUACUGUCACUUAAGAGUGUGUGUGUGUGAGUGAAAGAGAGAAUGAGAAUGUACUUUUCCCUGUACGUCCCCUUCUCCCAAGCUUCCCGAACAGUGGAAUUUGCAGAUAGGGAAGGGAGAGGAGGAACAUUUCAAGAUCUAAACCAGUGAUAGGCAACAUGGUUCCCUUCAGAUGUUGUUGAACUAUAGUUUCUACCAACCCCACCCAACAUAGCUAAUGGUCAGGGAAGAUGGGAGUUGUAGCCUAGCAGCAUCAGAAAGCUAAACAUGGGGUCGGGCCAUAGCUCAGUGGGUAGUGUUUAGGAUGCAGACAGUCUCAAGUUCAGCUCCUGGCAUCCUCAGGUGCGGCUGGGAAUGUCCGCUGCCUGAACCCCUAAAAAGCAACUGCCAGCUUUCAGUGUUCCUAAUGAGGCACCUGAAUUUUAAAGAAGAAAAGCACAUCCAUAAAAUCGUAUUUAAUUGUGUGACUUGAUUUCAUAAGCAACUGCCUUUGCCACGUUCAUUAUUCAAGCUACUGUAUGGUCAUUAACAGGGGCUAACAGGCUUGAAUGAAAUUGCCUUAUGGGAUGGCGAAUUCUUUGCUUAGCUGAAGACUAAAGAGUGCUAAAAUGGCAUUAUUGCCAGCCUCUUUCCAACAGACGUAUGUGGAUGGCUGACCUAGAUAUUUCUCUCUUCCUUCUCCCCCUCCCCACAUACUCUGAAUAUGACAAAAAGGAUUUGGCAUCUUUUCUAGGGAAGCAACCACUGUUAAGUGCUCUGUGCAAUCACAUUUUAAUCUCAAAAUGCCACAAAAUGGCCCAGAUCAAUGCAAGCUUCUUUCAUGCUGGAGGGUAAACAACAUUCUGAUGGACUUGAUUCAUCCUCUUCCCCUUUUGCCUUUAGGUUAGUAUUGCUCUGUUCAAACUCACAUUUAUGUCUCUUUCUGGAUGACCUCUGUACUUAGUUUGUAAUAACAAAAGUGUGAGGAUAUAAGGUUGCCUGGGAAUAAUUUAUCCUGGCAUGCAUAUUACUGUAUUUUUCACUCUAUAAGAUGCACUUCCCCUCCAAAAAUUAAGGGGAAAUGUGUGUGCGUCUUAUGGAGCGAAUGCAGGCUCCAUGGCUUCAGCAAAAGCAACACGAAGCCUCUGGAGUGCAGCGGGAGCUUUCGCUGAAGCCUAGAGAGCAAGAGGGGUUGGUGCACAGAGAGGGAGAGCUACGCAGUGCCCCUUCAGUGAAGCGGGAGGAGAAAAGGAGCCCCUUCCGUUUCUCCUCCCGCUUUGCUUGUUCUCCUCCUCUAAAACUAGGUGCGUCUUACGGUCGGGUACGUCUUAUAGAGCAAAAAAUACGGUAAUUGGAAGUGCUGUGGACUGAACCUGGGACCUUCUGCAUGCAAAGCAUAUACUCUGCUGUUGUGUUAUGGUCCCUCCCUAGAGGGAUAAGCGUUGUGUUAGUUCAAGAACAAAAUGGCAGAAUUUGGAAGAUCUACACAGAUGGAACACAACUUCUGGAAAUAAGAAAGUUGAGCUUUCCCAGGGGCAACACUGGGGCUUUGGAAAAAUGUAAUGAAAGAGUGCACUUCAGAAAAUGAAUGGUUGUUGCCUAGAGACAAUGGUUCUUGGCAAUGGUUCUUUCCAGUGCCUUUUGGGUCAACACAGCAGUGGUUGGUGAGCACAUACUGUGGUUGCUAGGCACCCACAAAACACCCCCCAAACCAUCAGAAUAGGUGUUUAGGAGUUGCUCAGGGCUGCUCACUCACUACCCUCUUAGAAGUGUCUGUGUGCCUGAGCACCAUAGCAUGAAAGCCAAUUCUUGCUCCCUGUUUCCUUCAAGCAUAUUCAUUAUUAAAUUGGCUUAACUUUGAUUCAGGGUUUAGUUGCCAGUUCAUAGGAACAUAGGAAGCUGCCUUAGACCACACCAGACCAUCACCCAGGGUUGUCCACACUUGGUCAGCUGUCUAGGGCUUCAGAGUAGGGUCUCUUCCAAUCAAUACUUCCAAUGUAGGCAGCAAGAAUGAAUCUGUGUUUUCUCUGUAUUCUGGCUAUUUUUAUCAUUUCUGGGCAUUUGGAAAGAUUAACUAAUGGUAUCAUUUUGGAUGUACACACUCCUAUUGUUUAAUGCUUUUGGACCCAGAUCGUUUUAUUAAUUUUUUUAUUUUGGAAUUGAUGUGGCAAAUGAAAUGUCAGUGGCUCUGUGCACAGCAGUUGUUUAUAUCCCUUGGUAUAGUGAUCACCAUUCUUAGACUAGCCUGCAUCAUCUGGCUCCCCACUCACUUUCCUCUAAGCUCAUCCAUUUCGUUUUGGAAAGAGAGACUUAUUCAUUGAAUCUAGCAGACAGAAAACAACAUAUAACAUCAUUUGUCUCCUUGGAUUCAUUUAGAAUCAAGAAGUAAACAAGACAUUGUUGCAUUUGCAAUUGGUUUAGCAGUUGUCUCCGAGUGGAAUAUCGCUCUUUUCCUAAUCUGCAUCUAUUCCAAGUCAGUUACUUAAAUAUUUGAUUUGCAAAGGAUUUGUGAAACAGAAGGGAAGCUUUUGUUUUAUUCUUAGCUUGGAAAGGAAUUUUAGUUGCAAAUGAUUCCCAGGCUACGCACACACUUCCUUUUUUCUCUUCUUUUUUGUGGGUCAGUGGCGACAGUAUGUUGGAGAUCUUUUAACCAUAGAAGUGUUGCUGUAACCAUAGAAGUCAUGCAUGCUUCCUGCUUCAAGCCUCCAUCACAUAUUUCCCUUUGCAAACCUUAAUCACAGUAAAGCAUUACAUUGAUUACCAUCAAGGGAAGAUUCCCAGCUGGGUAUAAUUGCUGUUUACAACUCAGCACUUUGUUCUGGCAUCGUCGAUCUCAUUUCCUUCCUCUCCCCUUUCCCUCCAUACUUCUUCCCUUGUGUGUUGCGUCACCGAAGCUAGCCAUGGUUAAUGCUAAUUGGACUGUUUUAAAGCAGGACUUGAGGCUGGUUAGCAAACCCUGGUUAAGAGGGAAGCUGGUUAGUAGGAACCACAGCAACUUAUGAUUGUGCUUUCUUCUAUUAGCCUAAUUAAGCUAAGUGGCCUGGUUAACACAUCAGUGGUAAGCCAUGGUUUAUGUAGCUUAACUGAUUGGUUUGUAUAGCCAACUAAUUAUGGUUUGUUUAUGGUCUAUGAACCAGAAGAUGAAAACAUUGUUUUAAUUUGGCAAAUGAUUCUUUGCUUGAGUAAACAAUGGUUUCUUGUUACCUAUGACACCAUUAUCCUCAUUUGUUUUGGCGCCGUAUCCCCACAUGCUUACCAGGCUACAGAGAAGAGAGGGAAGAAGAGUUAGAAAAUGAAACCAACACUGAGCAAAUAAAUAAAUAAAUAGAUAAAUAAAUAGUGCUGUGGCUACUCAUCUGUGAGACUGAUUUCUGGCGUAUUAUUGUUUGUGAAUUCAGCCACCAUGUGCGCCCCAUUUCUCAGCCUGGCCCUGAUAGCCAUUGUUAAGAGAAUUCCAAUGUUAUAUCUGUAUUGUCACUAUGAAACUGAGAAGAGGUUUCCCAGGACUUGGGCAAUACUUUGCCUUCCAGUAUUUGCCAGGUGCAAAUAAAGUGUUCGUUCUAUUUUAUGAAAAGUAGCAGUGUAUGUUAAUAAAACAGUUAAACAAGCCACAGUAAGGAACCCAUUGGGUGGGAUGUCUCACUAAAGGAUUCCUCGCCUCUUGAAAAAUGCAUGACUUUUGCUUUAUUAUUAUUAUUAUAAUUUAUAUACUGCCCUUCAUCUGAAUAUCCCAGGGCGGUGUACAACAUUAAAAACAUAAUUUACGUAACAUAAUAAAAAUUCAAUAAAACAAUCACAGAAAAUAAUAAUAGCAAUAAUACAGUCCUCCAUAUUUAAAGGGCAUUGAUUGUUUAAUGGCCAAAGGCCUGGGGGAAGAGGAAUGUGUUCCCCUAGUGCCUAAAGACAUGUAAUGAUGUCGCCAGGUGAGCCUCUCUGGAGAGACCAUUCCACAGACGGGGAGCCACUACAGAAAAGGCCUGUUCUCAUGUUGUCACCCUCUGGACCUCUCAUUGGGGAGACACACGAAGAGGGGCCUCAGAUGACAAGCGCAGGAUUUGGGCCAGUCCGUAUGGGGAGAGGCUUCCUUAAGGUAUUGAGGCCCUGAGCCAUGUAGGGUAUAGCAGAUCCCACUGCUAACACCAAAAUGUUGCAGAUCCCCUUGCUCUGGUUACAAAAUGUGGCAGAUCCCACCUACGUAUACAUUAUAUAACCACCCUGGGUUAUCUUUGGGUUUUUAUGUGGAGGUAAACUUUUUUAAUUGAUAUUUUAUUGAAAAAAAUUAAAUUAUAAAGCAAUAAAGUGAUACAAAAAUAUUAAAAAAAACUGUGUAAAGAAAACAAAACUGUGUAAGGGGGAAAAACAUAUGAAUAUUAACAAAAAUACCCUUACCCAUACAUUCUUUUAUAAAUUUGAUAUUAUUAUACUAAUACUAAUGUAAAUAUUAAUGGCCUACUACAUUUUGUAUAAAUUCAUUCCAAAAUUGUCAUAUUUAUCCAAGCAGUUGCAAGUGUUAUCAUAUUAUCAAUCCACUGAUUAAAGGAGAUAAUGUCUUUAUUCUUCCGGUUCAUCAAUAUCGUUCUCUUGGCUACCAUUAGAGUGCAUAAAAUCCAUUUUUGUUGUCUUGUUGUUAACUUCCAUAUAGUAGAAGAAGCAGCUUAUACUCCUCUCUUGUCCCUCACUGGAAACUUCCUAAAUCAGUGGUGUCAAGUGUGAGAUGUGGUUUUAAUAAAAGUCCCAUCCCACAAAGUUUGCUGAGCACUGAGUAUGCAUAUUCUGUAACAGCAACUCCAAAUUCAUGUGUAGGGAGGAAGCUGGCCAGCUCCCACUGCUAACUCUAAUUACAUUCUUAAAUGAAAUGGCUUGCAAGAGGAAAUUCACUUGGUAGAGUUCCCACAAUUUCAUCACAUGCAGGCAGACCUAAUGCUGUUGAGGUGAAGUCCCAUUACCCAGAUGUAUUAGAACAUACAAAUGUUAUUUAAUAUUUCACUUGGGAGGCAAAGAUGUCCACUAAGAGUUUUUUGUGUAUCCCCUUUUUUAAGGAUUUCUGUGUUAUAAAUGACUUUUGACUUAUGAUCAGCUCUUGCUCAUUUGAUUUUGUGUGCAUAAAACAGUAAGAGUUUUUAUAGUGUGCGGAAAGUUUGAUGCAACCCUUAAGCAAAGUUUCUAAUUAAAACUAACGCUUAUUGACAUGAAACAGUUUUCCUGCUGUUAAGUCUUGUUCCCUAACUCAAAUAAUGAAGGAAAUUUCCUAUAUGCUUUUAAUGAUUAGCCAGACCUUUGUGUGUGUGAGCAUAAAGUUAAGGGGAGCAGGGAAGAGAGAGCGUUCCCUAUGUGCAGAUAAUUGUUAUAGUGUCUAUUAAUAGUUAUGCCAGGAAAAAGUGGCUGAAUAAAGCACAAACUGUUCAUUUGCACAGCCAGGAUGUUUUUUACACACAUGUGCACAAAGAUGGCAGUGCAGUAUAAUAGCAGGAAACGAUAAAAUGCUUCUUCCUUGCCUAUUCCCCGCUCCCCAUCUGUCCACAUUGAUUUCACUUUUUUAUGCAUGCAGGGCUUUUUACUAUCAAAGGGGAGGUUUUUGCUGCAUAGGAUGUUCUCAUACUCUUUAUUUAUUUACUUCAUAUAAUUUAUACACUGCUUGAUUGUAAAAACAAACUUCAAAGCAGUGUACAAGAGGAGUAAAAAAUAAAAUUGUCAGUUAAAACAGUUCAAAACAAGGAUUUUUUUUAUAAAAAAAGUUAAAAUGGGCGAUACACUUAAAAAAAGAUUAAGAUACCAGUCAACAUUCUGCAUGUCUGUGUAGGCUUGUCUAGCAAAAAAUGUUUUUAACGGGGUCUAAAAAGAGUACAACAAAGGUGUUUGCCUGAUGUCAACAAGCAGCAAGUUCAAAAGUAUAGGUGCUGCCACACUAAAAAGAUCAAUUUCUUAUGAAUGCAGAAUGGGGAUUAUGUGGCAUCUGUAACAGUGCCAGUUGUGCAGAUCGAAGCGGUCAAGUGGGCAUAUGUUACCUGAGGCAAUAUCUCAGGUAAACCCCCAGACUAUAGAUAGUAGUAAUUAUCUGUCUGUCUGUCUGUCUCUAUCUAUCUAUCUAUCUAUCUAUGGAUGACUUUCCUGUUACACAAUCCUGAUGGAGCCCCAUUCAAAUAAAAUAACUCCAAUAGAGUGUCAUUGUCCUGGGACCCACCAGGCGACUAAGCUUCAUCCAGGUCAGCUUGAUUCCCUCUGUGCCAGGAGCAGAUUGAGCCAAUUCUAGCCAGUGGGUGUUGCAAAUACACUAGAGUUGGUUGUCUUGAUUUAGGGACUGCUAAACAUUUUCUUUCAAUGAGUGGCUUGAUACUGGGGCACCCUUCGCUUUUGAUUGGCUCCUGCAGAACACGGCCCAUCAGUUCAGCUGGAGCUGUCAGAGUUGGCUGUCAGAGUAUUCACUAUUUUGCACCUCAGAAAUACCAGUGGCUAUAACCCCGAUUUUGGCUGAAAACAUGUGUGAUGCAGGAGAUCUGUAUGUUCUUCUUGUGUGCCCUAUGCCUAAGAGACAUCUUGUUCUUUUGCUCUGUAAGGCCCUACCUGCCCUAUACAUUUGUAGCUGUAUCAUACUGCUUUGGAUAGCCAUGACUUCCUGCAAAAAUCCUGGGAACUCUAGUUAGUUAACGGUGCUGAGAGUUGUUAAAACAUCCCCUUUUCUGCUCAGAGAGCCACAAUUCCCAGAGUGUCCUGCCUCACAGGGAAUUCUGGGAUUUUUAGCUGGCAACGGCUGUCACGUGGAAGAUGGGGCAGGCUUGUUUUAUGCUGCUCCAGUGGGUAGUAACUAAACCACUGGAUUCAAAUAAUAAGAGAGGAGAUUCCAGCUAAAUAUUAGGAAGAACUUUCAGAGGGUAAGAGCUGUUUGAUGGUGGAAGGUGUCAUUGGAGGUUGGUUGGCUAGCAGAGAUCUGUAUUUCAGGGGCUUGGACUACAUGACCACGGGGAGCCUUCCCACUCGACAAUUCUGUGAUUGUAGUUAGGUGCUGUAUAAAUGGUUAAAAUCAGAUGUUUUCAACCUUUUUGAGUCCACAGCUCCCUUAACCAACUACAUUCUUUCUGUGGCCCCCCUGUGGGGCUCAGGAGCCCACUUAUGUCCCCGCUUGCCUGCAGAGGUGGCAACCCCUCACCCUUUUUCGAACACCCUCCAUUGUGGAAUGUUCCCUCUGCCUCCGCUCCUCUCCCCUCACCUUAGGAGUCCUAUGAGCUGCCCUCCCCCUGCCUUAAAGAGAGGUGCCUCCUCACGCCGCCCCACAGGGGCCGGGGAAGCACCAAUUGGCCAGCUCCAGAGGCACCAUUCACCAGGGCUGAUGCAACAGAGAGGCAGAGAUGCAAGAGGGCAUCCAAGGAGGGAACGAAAGAGGGACAGAGGCUAGUGAUUCCCACAGCAUCCCAGGGUACCAUGGCACACUGGUUGAAAACCACUGGUUUAAAUAAUAAAAAUUAAAAGAACAUAAAUGUUUUGAGGAAAAGUUGGUCUUUCCUUUCAAAUGUAGCCAUGUUUACCAGUUUGGUGAACUUCCCAUUAUUUUCUAAACAUUCUUGGUAGAAUCAUAUUCUUGGAUUUUGCUUGUCCCCUUUAUGAAUGGCUACUGCCUUAUGAAAGAUUUCUUUCAACUCUGCUAUUUUUGUUUGGUAUUUGGGAGUUUUUAGAGGGGAGGGGCUGAAAUAAAUCUGAUAGUGCAGAGUCUUUUGCAGUUCCCUGUCGGAUACAUUAAUGGUGCUUAUCUCCCCCAACCAGUUUAUUUUUUUUAUAAAAGAAGAAGGCACAUAAUGUUUUCAGUGUGGCUUGGUGCAUAAAACCUCACUGAUAAGCAAACAGUGGUUAGCCUUGUUGUCUAGCUUUGGCUUAUUGUCUGUUUGUUUUUAUUUUGAGCUGAUUAAUUGGCUCGGGGGAGAAGGAGGGCGGUGGGAAAGGGGAACAGUAGAGACAAUGGCAGCAAUCAAGAAACAAGCCAGGGUUGGGAGGAAGAAUGCGGGAGAUUGUAAUUGGAGGUUUGCUUUGGGAGUUGGGGUUGAAAGUUACAUGUGUCUGUGUGGGGGGAAGGAAUGAAAAUGGUUAAGGGAAUCCGCAUUCUGCUGUGAGAUGGCGAGAAGUCAUUGGACACAUUUGUGUCUGGAGCUGACCAUACAUGAAUGAAAUAACACCUUGGAUAGUCAUGUAUAUCUGAGAUCUGCAGGUAUAGGACAGUAUACAAAUUUAAUAAAUAAUUUAAUAAAUGUAUUGAAUUAACAAUUCAACAACAACAAAAAGCUGCUUUAUACAUGGGCUCAAUACAGUCCACACUGGCUGGUAGCAGUUCUCUAGCCAUCCCAACUUGGGAGAUGCUGAGGAUCUUUUGCUUGUGAAGCAUGUAUAGUAAGCCUCCACUGUGUGAAGUCUUAAAGUAACUCAAGAUUGCGUUCUGAGGCGACAUGGGCAUGGGCCGGACUCAGUGGAGACCCAGUUGUCUCCUGAGUAGGGCUGGACGAUAUCUGGUUUUUGGCAUUGUGAUGUAUCACCAGCCAAAUAUCACAAUACUAUACUGAUAUGAUCACUGCAGAUGGUGACAGCAGUCACGAAAUUAAAAGACGCCUGCUCCUUGGGAGAAAGGCGAUGGCAAACCUAGACAGCAUCUUAAAAAGCAGAGACAUCACCUUGCCAACAAAGGUCCAUAUAGUUAAAGCCAUGGUUUUCCCAGUAGUGAUGUAUGAAAGUGAGAGCUGGACCAUAAAGAAGGCUGAUCGCCGAAGAAUGGAUGCUUUUGAAUUAUGGUGCUGGAGGAGACUCUUGAGAGUCCCAUGGACUGCAAGAAGACCAAACCGAUCCAUUCUUAAGGAAAUCAGCCCUGAAGGCUCACUGGAAGGACAGAUCGUGAAGCUGAGGCUCCAAUACUUUGGCCACCUCAUGAGAAGAGAAGACUCCCUGGAAAAGACCCUGAUGUUGGGAAAGAUGGAGGGCACAAGGAGAAGGGGACGACAGAGGACGAGAUGGUUGGACAGUGUUCUCGAAGCUACUAACAUGAGUCUGACCAAACUGCGGGAGGCAGUGGAAGACAGGAGUGCCUGGUGUGCUCUGGUCCAUGGGGUCAUGAAGAGUCGGACACGACUAAACGACUAAACAACAACAACAACAAUACUGAUAUAUCACAAUGUCUGAAAUAAGGAUGGAGCUAUGUAGAGGCAUUGGCUGGCUUCAUGGUUUUCCCCACAUUGUGAUUUUUGCAUAGCACAUGCACACGCACACCAUGAUUUGCAAUAUAUUGUCAGGUCAAAAGUUAGGAAACCCUUAUCACAAUAUGGAUUUCAAACCGUUUUGGACGAUAUAUUGAUAUAUUGCCCAGCCCUAUUCCUGAGUUCAGGAUACAAGGUAGGAGAAGGGGGGGGGGGCUGCAAAGAGCAGAGGCAUGACCACCAUGGAUCAGGGCCAUCCACAACAGUUGGUUCUGGAACCUACUGACAAUAUUUGCUGGAUCCAUUUAGACAGGGCUUUUUUCAGCUGGAACUCGCAGGAACUCACCUCUCAGGUGGGUGCCAUUGGCAUUCUGAGAGAACGAGGGAGGCGUUCAUAGUGAGUUCUGGCACCUCUUUUUCUAGAAAAAUAGCCCUGCAUUUAGAGGUUCUGAAUGCCAAUUUGCUAUCAUUUGGGUGCUUUUGUACAUGUGAAAUACAUGGUGGGCCUUGGUGCCUGCUGUUUCCAGUACUGUAGUGUUUGAUUUGCAUAAUACCCUGAGCUUUUUUGCAAAUAGUGUAUUAUUUAUCACGAACAGCUGUCAGCUUACAGAAGAGACUUAAUAAGUGGUGCCAGUCUUGGCUUAAUGCAGCCUUGAACUGUCAAAGUGCUGAAAGGGAAUUGCAGAAAAUGGGGUGACAGUGUUGCUUUCAUGUGCCAUGUUCCUAAUCCUGAAGCAGACUUCCUUUUCCAUUUGUACCAAAACCACUUCUGCUUUCUUAUGUAGCCUGCUGUGAUGCAUUGGUGGGCAUUUGGAGCGAGUGAACCCUAGCUGCUUUCACAAGUGCUUGUGGAGAAUGUGUCUUUUGUUUUUGCUUUUAGUUUUGGACUUGAAAUUUGGGAAGGAACCAUUUUGAUUGCAGUGAGUUUCCAGGAACGUGAUGCUUGCAAUUUGGCCCAAUUCAUUUCAAAUUUUGUGGCUAUCUUCAGGGGUAACUGUUCGAAUAUAUUCAAAGCAUAACAGAGGAAUCCUUUGGCGUUUCAGAAGUUGUUGGACUACAAUUCCCAUCAUCCCUCAGCAUUGGUCUUGCUGACUGGUCCAGAUGCGAGCUGAAGUCCAACAACAUCUGGGGGGGGGGGUCCCACCUCUGAUUCAAAGUAUGACUAGAGCCCCUUUCAGAUCCUUCUCCAAACAGUGUGGUGGGGGGAGCGGGACUGCACCUACUGCUUGUCAAAUUGUCAUGAACACUGUCUGUUCCACUGAUCUCAACUUUUGCAUGUCAAAACAGAGGUCUGAAAAGCAGCCCCCCCUUUCUGAUCUGUGGCACUGUACACAGAGUGUGACAAUAUUAUGUUCAAGGCAGUGUUUUAUGCAUUGCAUGGGGUGAAGGUCUGGAAGGCACUUAAAGCAGCCUCCUAUACUUUCUCAAAGUAAUGUUGCUGCAAGCCUUGAAAUGUGUUGGAGAGGUCAGCAAAAUAAUUUGCAGUGCACCUUUUGGGGUUUCUUCUCUCUCCCCACCCCAACAGCAUGUCAAAUAUACCAGAACAUCCAAUUAAAAUGAAAUGAAAAAUAGAUUUUUAAAAAAUUAAACUCCACUUUAUAGUGAUGUGACUCCAGACACAAAUGACAAUAUACAGUGGUACCUCAGGUUAAGAACUUAAUUCGUUCUGGAGGUCCGUUCUUAACCUGAAACUGUUCUUAACCUGAGGUACCACUUUAGCUAAUGGGGCCUCCCGCUGCCGCCACACGAUUUCUGUUCUCAUCCUGAGGUAAAGUUCUUAACCCGAGGUACUACUUCCAGGUUAGCAGAGUCUGUAACCUGAAGCGUCUGUAACCCGAGGUCCCACUGUAUUUUUCAAGAUUUUGGUUAUAUCACUGAAGGAUUUUCAAACCUACAUGUGUGAAGGGGAUUUUCCUGUACUGUCCGCAUCUCUCCCCUCUCUGCACACCUUGCAGUGUGCAGGGGAAGGUCUGGGUCAUUUCCAAGGCAGUGUAUAAGCAAGGGUUCACAAAUGCCCUUUCCAGCUUGCCACUGGCGAGUGAAUCUUUUGCUGUUAAGCAUUUGUUUCUAGAUUGUUGUUGAUAAACUUAUAAAAUAUUUUAAGCUGCUUUGAGCAUUAGUAAUGAAAGAAUUAAAAAACAAACCCAUGAGCAUGCAUUCGUUUUUGCCAAUGUUUGUCGUUUUUAUUUUAUUUCUUCAGUUGAUCACGUUGUUCCUGAACCAGGCACCAGUUUGCUCUCUGCAUUUGACCAAUGGCGAGAGUGGGCAGACAGCAAGUCCUGCUGCGAUUACUCUUUGCAUGUGGACAUCACGGAGUGGCAUAAAGGAGUUCAGGAGGAGAUGGAAGCCUUGGUUAAGGAUCAUGGUAAGCCUGAGGAGUCUUUAUUUAGUGCUUGCUCAGUUCUUUAGUUUCUGAGGCAAACACAAAGGCACAAAAACAUCUGCAUCCUAGCUGCAACUUUGACUUCUGCUUUCCACUUAGAAGUCAUAGCUGGUCUUGCUGUACAUAGAGAGGAUUUAUUUAAAUAAUGUACCUGUCAUUUCCCCAUGCUCAGUGUGGUUUAUGUAAAUAUCCCAAGCAUAAGGCGCAUCAAUGAGAGCAAUAGCAACAGCCUUUCAACAUACUACACAAUUAAUUUUGAAAAAAACUCCAAUUGAGUCAGCAGCCAGGGCAGACCUGUGUCACUCCCUGGUCAACAGUGACUGGAGGUGGCUCUCCAGGGUGGAAGGCAGGAGCUUUUGCCAGCCUUGCCUGGAGGCACCAGGGAUUGACCCUUGGUGCUUGUACAUGCAGAGCAUGCGCUCUACCACUGCUGUGGCCCUUCCAUUUUGAAUGGGCUUUCCAUUCUGUCCAGAGAGGGAAUAGUAGCUCCUGGCCUCGCCACAAAGUCACCAUUCUCAUACCCUAUGUUAUGACUGCUCUCGUGGUGCGCGUGGGAUCGUGUUCCUGCAAUCAUAAGUAAUGAGAACGUGCAAAUAGGCAAAUCUGAUCUGCAUUUGUUUGUUUGUUUAAGAACUUUCCCCGUGGCUCUUCAAGCAAUAGGGUUUCCACAGUGGCUUACAGAUAAAUUAAAAAGGAAAAGGAAAGAAAAGGCAGCCCCUCCAAAUGGAUUUUCCAUCUAAAAACACAACAAAGAAUAAAGGAAGGAGGGAGGAGCAAAAAAAGCAAACUUUUAGCGCCAGGUCUUAAAGCCAGGGUUACAUAACUGGCUUGUCAUGUGAUGUUUGGGUUUGAGAAGUUUUUGCCCUUUCUUUAUUGGACUGUAUGGUACAUUGGGGCUUCACACAGGUAUGACCCAGUGUGGUUGUCCAUAUGUUUACAACUAAAUGGAAUUCUGAUGGAUUUUAAAUUUCCUUCCCUCUCUUGCUUCUGAUAGGUGUGAAUUCUUUCUUGGUGUAUAUGGCUUUCAAGGAUCACUUCCAACUCACAGAUUCUCAGGUAUGGUACCUUCUUGGUUUGCAUUAUAGCUGAUCCAAAAUAUUUGGCUCAGAUUUUUUGGGCAUUCCUUGGGUGCAGGGGAAAAAUACCCUUACAGUUUUUCAAGGAAAUAAGGAUUUGAGGUAGGGUGGGGGGUAAGACCUUUUGGUGGGAGGUUCUUACCUUAAUACAAGGUGGCUGAGUGUGUCCCCUCUCCUGUUUUCAAAAACCGGGAGUGAGGAACUUGUGACUCUCCAGAUGUUGGGAGUUCCAACUCCCAUUGGCCCCAGCUAGCACGCCAGUGGAUGACAGUGACUAUGGGAGCUGUAAACUGGAAACAUACAUACAUUUAAAUCUCUUCUAGAUUUUCAAACUCUGUACACCCACAGGGGUGGGCUCUUGGCUUCAGGCCCUGCCUGUAGGUUUCCCAGGGGCAUAUUAUUUGGUCACUAUGUGAAGCUCAUUAUGCUCUUGGUUUACUUUGUGGAGAGCAGCUGGCCCAGCCCAGCCAAUAUGGUUGGAGGCCAAGGUUCAAAUCCUUGCUCAUCUGUCGCUCUUUCUGGGCAGCCUUGGGGUAGCUUAACCCACCCUGAAGUGUUGUCAGAUGAGAAUAAACUGACAUAAUCCUCAUCUAUGCUGGAGGGAGAUGUAGAUAGAUAGCUGCUCAGUUAUUAUGGCUGUAUGGAAUCUUUUUGUGUUAACUUCUCAGAAUUCCAUAGAUGGGUUGAGGUAGCUGGAAAAUUCAUUCCCUGAGUCCUGGAAUGGGAGGGUGAGCAUUAGAGAUGUUGGAAACGUAAUUUAGGAAAGCCAGCACCCUUUCUCUCUUGUCUCCCUAGAUAUACGAGGUCCUGAGUGUGAUCCGUGACAUUGGGGCCAUAGCCCAAGUUCAUGCUGAAAAUGGAGACAUCAUUGCUGAGGUAAGCAGAGUUUCCCGAUCACGAGAAGUAAUGAACUCUCUUCAGGCGUUCUGAAAGGGAGUUUGCUCAGCAAUAGUGCUGGCUUUUUCCCAUUGGGACUGGGGCCAGAGCCAACGACGAGUGGAGCCAACUUAAUUCUAGUUUUGUCCCCAUCCUCCUCCCCACUGAAUUCUACAAGGGCAAGACUGAGACUAAGAAGGAGGAAGAUGGCAGAGACUGGUACCCCCUAGACUGGUUGUUAGUAAGAUGGGGAUGGGGCUGUAUCCCAUUUUCUCAAAUGGACCAGGUUCCUCUGUCAAUGGGCAAGAUGGCAGGUCGGGGGAGAGACCAUGGAGUAUUAGCUUCAGCACUUUGGAAGAAGUCCUUGACACAUGUUAGUAAAGGCAUUUAAUCUUUUCUCCUUUCCAUUUUGCUUUAGGAACAGCAGAGGAUCCUGGAACUAGGCAUCACCGGCCCCGAGGGGCACGUUUUGAGCAGGCCUGAAGAGGUGAUGGAUAGUUUUGGCUUAUUCCUUUGCCACAAUUGCCUUUCAUGACGCCAGUGGCAAUAACACAGAAUACUGCAUCUCACAUUGAGGAGUUUGCAUUCUACACAUGGUAGCCACAUGUACGGCAGAGGUGGUCAGAUGGCACAGAGGCCCCAAUGGGGUAGGGGUUAGUUCACAGAACCAUAGAGUUGGAAGGGACCCUGAGGAUCAUCUAGUCCAACUCCCACAAUACAGGAAUAUGCAGCUGCCCUUUAUGGGGAUCGAACCUGCAACCAUGGCGUUAUCAGCACCACUCUCUAACCAACUGAGCUAUCCAUCUCUUCAAUUGAAAGGCAGUUGUAGACCUUGUUAGCCUGGAUGAAGGGACAGAGAGAGGUGUGUGUGUGUGUGUUUAGAAACUAGUCCACUGUACAGAGGAAACAUAUUAUGUUUGUAGCUCCGCCUGCUUUUGCCUGUGGCUCUGCCCACUCCUGGCACGUGGCACCCAGAAGGGAAUGCCGCCUUCAGGCAAAACACGGUUCCCCAAGCCUGUUGUAGGAGGUGGUUAGCUAGGCAUCUGGGUCAGCGAGCCUGCCAAAAGGUAUAUUGGUGUCACAAAAGCAAGUUGCUGGCGAAGGAAAACCAAGCAUCAAGAUCUCAUCAGGAAACGGAGGAUCUGAUGUGUGUGUGUGGGGGGGGGUGCGGAGGGGCACCAGGCAGAAUUUUGGCUCAGAUUUCCUGUCUGUGCUACUUGGACCCAUUGUGAGUGGGGGAGGUGAAGAAACCUCUAAAGGAGAAGGCAGCAACAAUGGCAGGGAUGGGAAGAAGGGAAGCCACGUUUCUGCAAGGGUAGGGAGCUGAAAGCUGCAGGAGCGUUGCUGAUUUCUUCCGAGGAGCAGAGGAACACGAGAUGGGAAGGUUGGGGAGGCAGCAUGCAGUGGUGAGGCAAGGGAAGAUCAGGUCCACUCCCCCCCCCCCCGAAUGAUCGCAGGAUUCCCCUAUCUCCUACAUGCUUUCCAAAUCUGCUUCAUGGGACAGGUGGAGUUUUAUAUCUGCAUCGCAGGAACUUGGACUGUGCUGAACAGAAUGGUCCAGGCACAGGGAAUGUUCUUCAGCUUAAAAGCCACAUUCCUAUCUGGGCAAUCUUCUUUUUUGGGGUGGGGAGGGGGACACAUGCUAAUGCUGGGUGGGACCAGGGAUCAAAAUGUGUGCAAAAUGAAAGCAAAUCUUACCUUUGUACAGUAGGCUAGUUUCUACUCACCCCCUCUCACCCCCCUGCCAUCCUCCAUCCAGGCAAGCAGGAGGCGUGAUCAAGGCUCAUGGACCCAUUCCAUGCAGGUGAAAAGCAUCCAAGGCGAGGACAUGAAGUAGGACUGUUGAGGGGUGUUUCCUGGGGACAGGCCUGGAGGCUCCUUGGGUUCUUCACCCCUGGUAAAAUGCUCAAUGCAUUUGCAAAGCUUUGUCCACAUCAGAUGCUAUCUGUCUGUCUACCUAUCUAAUUUCUAAACUGCACUUUCAUAUGAAAUAUCUUAGAGCAGUAUACAACUUGAAAAACACAGUAAAAACAAUAAUAAUUGGCACCCGCCGGUCUUGAGGGACGAUGGAGUGCGCCUCUGGGAAUGAAGUCCAACCACUGGAGAAUCACUGUGCCUGCUGUGGCUGCAGAGACUGGCAACUUGUAUUGCUGCCUGAAGUGGUCUCUCUGGGAUGCAAGCCUGGGCAGAGUUAGAACUUCUCCCUGCAAACAAACAAGCAAGCAAACAAACAAACAAAUAUACAUGCAUGCAUGCAUGCAUGCAUAAAAGGUAAAGGGACCCCUGACCAUUAGGUCCAGUUGUGGCCGACUCUGGGGUUGUGGCACUCAUCUCGCUUUAUUGGCCAAGGGAGCCGGCAUACAGCUUCCGGGUCGUGUGGCCAGCAUGACUUAGCUGCUUCUGGCGAACCAGAGCAACGCACGGAAACGCUGUUUACCUUCCUGCCGGAGCGGUACCUAUUUAUUUACUUGCACUCUGACGUGCUUUUGAACUGCUAGGUUGGCAGGAGCAGGGACCGAGCAAUGGGAGCUCACCCCGUCGCAGGGAUUUGAAGCGCCGACCUUCUGAUCGGCAAGUCCUAGGCUCUGUGUUUUAACCCACAGUGCCACCCGCGUCCCCCGCAUGCAUAUGGGUAAAAGCUGGUUGGCAAAAGAACUCAGGUUUGAAAUUCCCCUCUGAAUGAGACAGUUUUCAGAAGAAGUUUGAAAACGAGCAGGGCUGAUUCCUGCCAAACCUCUGUUGGCAAAGAGGUCCACACCAAAGUCUCAGCAUCUGGUAAAGAGCCCAUCCAAACUUCAGGGGCACGUGGGACCACUGAAAGUGCCCCAUCAGAAGACUUCACUGGUUGAGGUGGAGCAUAAGGAAUUGGACAGUCCUAAAGGUACUUUGGGCCCAGGCUGAAUUAACGCCAUGGCCAGUGGUCAAGGUUGAUGGGAGUUGUCGUUUAGCAACCACCUGUGGACUGCAGUUUCCCCAUUCCAGCUUCUUAGCUUUGCCUGGAAAGGGGGGGAGGAAAAGGACAGCAGAAUAGUCAGCAAGGAACACAGAAGUCCAAAGUGGGUUAAGAUGUUUGGCAGUGAUCCGUGUGACUGUAUUCAUCCAGGCGGAAAGCACAACUUGCAUUGCCCAGGGAUUUGAAAGGUGACAUUUUGCAGCCGUGGCCUCCCCACCCACACGGAAAAGGCCACAGUGAGGUUUUAAUGUGGCUUUUAGUAAUGGUUUGUUUGCCUCCGGCAGUGAGUCAGAAAUACUUGCAGCUGCCUAAGAGGCUUUCUAAAAUUUUGGAGGGGCGGAGGUAAAGGCAAACGAAGGGGGGCUUUGUAAAAUUAUGCAUGGUUAGGAGAAAGUGGAUAGAGCAGAGGCCCCCCCCCCCCCCCGCCCGCGCGCGCUGCAUAAUAUUAGACCAAGAUCACCCGGCAAAGCUGAAUAGUAGGAGAUUCGGACAAGCAGAAGGAAGUCAUUAUUCACAGCACAUCAUUAAACUAUGGAAUUUGCUUCUAGAAGAUGUGGCAAUAGCCAUCGACCAGAGGCGUAGCGUGGGGGAGGCCAGGGAGAACCUGGGAGACUCCCAACUCUCAUCAGCCAUAGCCAGCAGGGAUUAUGGGAGUUGUAGCCCAACAUGCAUUGAGACAACAGUCUUAACAACUACAAUUCCCAGGGUUCUUUGGAAACACCACAACAUUUAAUCCAAUUGGUUUGUAGUCUCCAUAUGCCACUUGUUUUGUGCCAUUAAUUUCUUCUUUUUAGGGUUUCAUUUUCCAAAGGGAAAUAAUAAUGGAAGCCUUGGCUGGGGGUGCAGUGGCAGGGGGUGGCUUAUUACUAAGAAAGAUCUGUGUGUCUCCCCCUCCCUUUCGUAGGUGGAGGCUGAAGCUGUGAACCGGGCUAUAACCAUUGCUAACCAAACCAACUGCCCCUUAUAUGUCAGCAAGGUGAUGAGUAAAAGUGCAGCUGAAGUUAUUGCCCAGGCCAGGAAAAAGGGUAAGUGCUGGAUGGAAAAUUCCUGUUGAUUCUUCCACUCUUUUGUUUUCUUGGCAGUGCUGUAUGGAUACAUUUGCAUUCUCUGUCCAAUCUGGAUUUUAACUUCCUGAGCAUUUAGUUUUUUUCUGAUGAGCUUGUUCUACAGGCCAAAUAGCUUGUUUGGGACUGGGGCUUUCUAAUCCAACUUUCCUCCUUUUGUUUUGUUCCACCACUUGCACAGUUGCCUUGGUAACGCAAGUUUUGCAAGUAUGAAAAGCAUGAUCUCUUUAACCAUGUCAUAGACCUUUGCCCAUCAACUCUUUUGACAAGAGCCAGUGUGGAUUAGUGGUUCGAGUGUGGGAGUAGGACCUGGGAGACCAGGGUUCAAAUCCCCACACAACUAUGAAGCUGUCUGUUUGGCUUAGAGCAAGUCACUCUCUCUCAGCCUACAGACUCUGCUAACCCAGAAAUAGUACAGUGGUGCCCCGCAAGACGAAUGCCUCGCAAGACGAAAAACUCGCUAGACGAAAGAGUUUUCCGUUUUUUGAGUUGUUCCUCAAGACGAAUUUCCCUAUGGGCUUGCUUCGUAAGACGAAACGUCUUGCGAGUUCUUGCGAGUUUGUUUCCUUUUUCUUAAAGCCGCUAAGCCGUUAAUAGCCGCUAAGCUGCGAAUAGCCGCUAAGCCGCUAAUAGCCGCUAAGCCGCUAAUAGCCGCUAAGCCGCUAAUAGCCGCUAAGCCGCUAAUAGCCGUGCUUCGCAAGACGAAAAAACCGCAAGACGAAGAGACUCGCGGAACGGAUUAAUUUCGUCUUGCGAGGCACCACUGUACCUCGGGUUAAGAACUUUCCUUCAGGAUGAGAACAGAAAUCGUGCUCCAGCGGCAGCAGGAGGCCCCAUUAGCUAAAGUGGUGCUUCAGGUUAAGAACAGUUUCAGGUUAAGAACGGACCUCCAGAACGAAUUAAGUACUUAACCCAAGGUACCACUGUAAUUGCCUGAUGUUUUUAGGCAUACACUUUAAACAAGCGCAAUGUGCAAAGCAGCCUUGAGGCUGGCCUUGGCUUCUGCUAGUUGUCCCGUUCAUUGGGAUUGUGUGGGCCAACGGAGGCAUCUUGUUAGACAUCAACAGAGCAUUCUUUUUACUUCAAAUUCUUUCUCUGCAUUCUAGCCUUCAGGAAAUUGCUGUUCAAAUGGCGCCAAUAGCUCCCAUUUCCCCUCUCCCCCCUCUCUCCUAUUGCUAAAGCCUUAUUAGUUUCUAUUUAAAGCAUCUGAGAUGUGGCUUGCUUUUUUAAAGAUACUCACCUUUCUUUGUAAGCCUGAGAAUGUUUAUUCACAUCUCAGCAGAACUCGAGCUCAAAUGUAAGUCAGGUUACACUGCCAGAAGGACACCCCCUUACACCUCCCCCCCCAGACAACAGCUUUCUUCAAAAACCAGUUGCAUGGCGCUUGCACUCUGUGCAUGCUUAAAUGCAUUCUUUUGUUACUCCAAAUGCUCCCAAUUCUAAGCUGAAUUCCACUAUAAACAGGUUGGAAGACUAAUCUCUGUUGCUGUGGGUUUUGUUUUGUUUUUUUUAAUAAAAAUGGGUGGGGGAGAGGGAAAUGCCUGUUCCCUUUUGAAAGACCUGCUUUCAUGCGGACUAGAAACCUGGGCAAACCUUCCUGAGUGUGAGCUACUAGCCCAUCUCAAUCCCUGCCUGGAUAUUCCUGCGCUUGCAAGUUCUAUUUCAAGCAGCGACGCUCGUGUUUACUCGUCUCCAGAUCGAGCGAGGAUCCUGUUUUGCCCACCAGAUUCCAGUUCAGAGUCCUCCUCCUCCUCCUUGUCGUCACCCAUCCCUGGCUGCCAGGUCUUGCCAAAGGCUGCAGGGAUUUUGUGCUCCCCACCCGCCUGCACCCCGGGGGGGGGGGGUCCUUCCCCACCACCCCCUAGUUACAGCCCUGACCGAAAGAAGAAACAAAUGCCUUUACUAGCCAGUGGGAAAUGGUUAGAAAGUGAUGCUCAAAUGAAUAACUUAAACGAAUAACUAAACUAAUAGCUUGCCUUUUGCACCCACGGAGCUCAAAUCAGCAUGCAGCGUGUCCUCCCCGUUCCCUGUUUUCCCCUCACAACAACCCUGUGGAGUUGGUCCAGAUAGAUAUGAGAGGACGAGGCCUUUUAGGUCUAUUUAGAAACAGAUUAUUUUCAAACCACGUUAAACAGUGUUAACAAGAGCAAUGACCUGUACAAAGGAAGGCAAUGAAGAGAAGCAGAGAGAGGGAGAAUGAAAGCUGUGAGGGAGAUCAGAGCUGGGGGGACCUCGACUUUGACCUCCAGGUGUCGAAAGGUGCAGCUGUUGCUUUGAAGCAAGGAGCUUUUCUUUAGCUUAGAUUCCCUGGGGUUACAGUUCUUGAAACACAGGAGAGUUGUUCGCAGAGGGUUUUUAACAGUUCCCAGGUUUCUUUGGAGAAAACCUUGAUGGUAUAAUACUGUGUUAAGCGUAAGGUGCCUCACGGGCAGCAGAUUCAGCAUGGAGGAAAGAAAACCCGUUUUUCUCACAGCAUGAUUACCGUAUUUUUCACUCUAUAGGACGCACUUUUCCCCCUCCAAAAAUGAAGGGGAAAUGUGUGUGCAUCCUAUGGAGCGAAUGCAGGCUUUCGCUGAAGUCUGGAGAGUGAGAGGGGUCGGUGCGCACCGACCCCUCUCGCUCUCCAGGCUUCAGGAAGCUAUCCACAAGCCUUCUGAGUGCGGCGGGAGUUCCCGCCAGGCUCCGAAGAUUUGCGGAUAGCAGCCUGAAGCCCAGGGAACGCAGCGCCAAAUCCUGCUGCGUUCCCCGGGCUUCAGGUAGCUAUCCGCAAGCUCUGGGAGCGGCGGCGAGGUUGCGCGCAAUCUUGCCGCCACUCUGGACCUGUUCUGGGGGCUUGGGCUUCCCCCGCUCCAGCCCCGCAGCUAAAAACGAAGCUAAGAUAGCGAGCAGGAUCCAUCCCGCUGGCUGUCUUGGCUUCUGCCAAAGCCGCGUGUGGCCUCUCCUGGCUGGAGAUAACUAAUUUUUUCGCCCUUUAUUUCCCCCCUAAAAACUAGGUGCGCCCUAUGGUCUGGUGCGCCCUAUGGAGCAAAAAAAUAUGGUACUUUAUGAGAGGAGAGGAGCCUGUGGCCCUCCAGCCAUUGGCCACAGCCAGCUUGGGCUAUAGUCAGGGAAGAUGGGAGUUGUAGUCCAGCAACACCUCUGGAAGGCCACAAGGGUCUCACUCUUGAUCUGUGGGACUCACUGCCACAGGAUAUGGUGAUGUGAAAAAAGCCUGAAAAGCUGCUACCAGCAGAGUAGACAAUACCAGGCUAGAUGGAGCAAUGGUGUGGCUCAGUGUGACAGCAUCGUAUGUUCCCAAACUUUCAGACAUCUCUUCCUUAGAACACCUGCAGAAAAUAUGCAUAGUAUCGUAUGUUCUGCAAUGGUUACGUCUAUCCUGUUUCUGUCAUCCUGCUCUGCAGGCACUGUGGUGUAUGGUGAGCCCAUAACAGCGAGUUUGGGCACUGAUGGCUCACACUACUGGAGUAAAAACUGGGCCAAAGCAGCUGCUUUUGUCACCUCUCCACCACUGAGCCCUGACCCAACUACUCCAGACUUUCUCAAUUCUCUGCUGUCUUGGUAAGUAGAAGGAAAGUUCCUGAGAUGGGUGUAUUUAAAAAGAGAAAUUCUGUGCUGUCUGAAUUCUGUGACCUGUAUAAAUUAGGACUGAACCAAAACUUUGUGUUCUACUAAAACUCUCACCACAACCUUUUGACAAUAAUUCAAGGAAAGUAGAAACAUUUGCCGGUUCUUUGUGAAGGCAGAAAGCAUUGCUCUCAUUCUGGUUUGUCUUUACAACAUUAUUAUAUAGCCAGAUUUGGUUGGCUAACUUGCCACUGUGAUGCUCUCCCACAGGCUGCGUGAUUCCUGACAGGCUUGUUCACACAAGAGGAACAAUAAUACUGUUUUAAAAAGAGAAGAAGGCACUGCCCAAGAGGAAGCAAAAAAGUGCAAAAAUAUACAAGAUUUCGAUUGUCAUUCAGACAGUUUUUCAAUCCCUCCUCACGUCCCUUUUUGUGCAGAAAAGGUUUACCCGCUAAAAUCUUGCAGAGCCCUACAAAUUAUGCAAAAGUUCCUAUAUUUUUGCAUUGUGUAUUCAUGGGAGCCAGCAUGAUGUUGAUGAUUGUUGUAGGGGGACUCCCUGGUCCUGAAUGGGAUAACUGUGCCCCUGAAGUACCAGGUGCGCAGCCUCGGAGUCAUUCUGGACUCACAGCUGUCCAUGGAGGUGCAGGUCAAUUCUGUGUCCAGGGCAGCUGUCUACCAGCUCCAUCUGGUACACAGGCUGAGAUCUUACCUGCCAGCAGACUCUCUUGCCAGAUUGGUGCAUGCUCUGGUUAUCUCCCGCUUGGACUACUGCACUGCGCUCUACGUGGGGCUACCUUUGAAGGUGACCCAGAAACUGCAAUUAAUCCAGAAUGCGGCAGCUAGACUGGUGACUGGGAGUGGCCGCCGGGACCACACAACACUGGUCCUGAGAGAUCUGCAUUGGCUCCCAUUAUGUUUCCGAGCACAGUUCAAAGUGUUGGUGCUGACCUUUAAAGCCCUAAACAGCCCCGGUCCUGUAUACCUGAAGGAGCGUCUCCACCCCCAUCAUUCUGCCCGGACACUGAGGUCCAACGCUGAGGGCCUUCUGGCGGUUCCCUCAUUGCGAGAAGUGAGGUUACAGGGAACCAGACAGAGGGCCUUCUCGGUAGUGACGCCCACCCUGUGGAAUGCCCUCCCUUCAGAUGUGAAGGAAAUAAGCAGCUAUCUUCUCUUUAAAAGACGUCUGAAAACAGCCCUGUUUAGGGAAGUUUUUAAUAUUUAAUGCUGUAUUGUUUUUUACACUCAAUUGGGAGCCGCCCAGAGUGGCUGGGGAAGAAAUUAAUAAUAAUAAUAAUAAGAAGAAGAAGAAGAAGAAGAAGAAGAAGUCCAACAGCAUUCGGAAUCUAAGGUUGGGGGAGGCUACUGUAGAAUGUUUUCCCUUCCAGGAUUUAAUUAAACUUCUGUUCAAACAGGUUAUACAAUUAUCAUCAGCUCCACCCCAUUAGGCAACCUGUGGCCAUUUUUUCCCUCUUUUAACCGCCAGCGUUCACACAGGGAUUGCUCACCUCUCGGUGGUUCCCCUCCCCCUUUCUCCUGGUUUUUGAUGUCUUCUUUUUCUGGAGCAUGAGCGUUGGUAGAGAAAGCAUGAUGUGAAGGCAGAUAAGACCAUUACAGUGUUAGCCUAUGGGCAGGGCCUGCCUUUGAUCUUCUUCCUUGCACAGUGUGGACUGGAAAGUACUUUAGAAGUAAUGAGUAGCAUAAAAACAUGAGAACAGUGUGUCUUGGCUGAAAACAGCGAUCCAGUUGCUGCUAUGAAGGAAGCUGAUAAUGGUUAACAAUUCCCCCCAGAUAUUUUUUUUCAUUCUGUACCAACUGCCCCCAAUUUCCCAUUGUAAAAUUUUCUUUGUUUUGAGGGGACGUUGAGGAUGAGUCCAAGACUUGCUGUGGCUCCUGUUUGCCCCCCUACACUAACCACACUAAACAGACUUUUCCAAACUGGUGACUUCGAGAAGUUUUGGAUUAGGUUCUUAUAAUACAGAAUAAGUAUACAGAAUAAGGGAGGGCAAAUUGAGGGAGGGGGUGAUUUUGAAUACAGUAUGGGCAUUCAUCCCCCACCCCCGCUUUCUGGGCCUGUGAAAGGAGAUUGGAAGGUAAGGAUGAGAGGCAGCCGGCAUUGGUGAAGCUCAGCGUUUCCAAGGGAGUGAGAAAAGGAGAGGUAAUAGUCAGGCCAUAAGCCUGGCAAGUAAAUAAAUGUGUGUGUGUGUGUGUGUGUGUGUGUGUGUGCGCGCGCGCGCGCUUAAAGUAAAAGAUCAGCUGUGAGGGGAGGUUAAAGAUAAAAGUGUUUUAAGGAUAAUGUGGCCAGUGUGGUGUAGUGGUUAAGAGCGGUAGACUUGUAAUCUGGGGAACCGGGUUCGCAUCUCCGCUCCUCCACAUGCAGCUGCUGGGUGACCUCGGGCCAGUCACACUUCUCUGAAGUCUCUCAGCCCCACUCACCUCACAGAGUGUUUGUUGUGGGGGAGGAAGGGAAAGGAGAAUGUUGCCGCUUUGAGACUCCUUAGGUUAGUGAUAAUGUGGGAUAUCAUAUCCAAACUCUUCUUCUUCUUCUCUAGUAGCUGUUGGGCUGCAACUCACAUCAUCCCUGACUAGGUUGACUAGGCUGGUCGAAGAUGAUGGGAGCUGCAGUCCAACCACAUCUGGAGAUUCAAGGCUGAAGAUCUAGGGGGCACCCCCAGCCUUCCUUGGAGAUGCCAGGAACUGAACUAGCGAGCUUCUGCAUGCAACACCCAUGUUCUACCACUAAGACCUUCCACAGUGCUUACAGGGUCCGUGGUGAUGAUAGUGUUGAUUCCACUGACUCCACAUCCUUCCCUCCCCUCCCCUCCCCUCCCCUCCCCUCCCCUCCCCUCCCAACACAGCUGGGUGCAGCUGAUGGGAGUUGGUAUCUCAAACAUCUGGAAGGCCUCAGGUUCAAGAAGCUUGGUUUAGUGUGAUGUCUGAAGUGGGCUGUUGUGGUCGUCCUUUUCAUGGCUGGCAAUUGAGUCAACGUGAAAGCCAAAUGAGAAGUGAGAUUCGAAUCUCCCCAGCUAUGUCCUCCCCUAAACUUGAUAUCUGUUCCCCUAGAGAUCAGUGUUGUCCUUCACCAGAACUAUAUGUCUGAGUGCAGACUCAAACAGAAUUGGUGGUUUUUUCAAACCUUAGUAACUUUCAAAAAAUAAAAACAGUAACAUAAAUAAUCUCUGACUCUUCUCCCCAGAGAAAAUAUUCUCUCCUUCCCCCACUCCCCCAAACCUUCCCAUGAGCAUAAUUGGCAUUCUUGUGGGAGGGAAAAAGAAUGAAAAUAGCAGAUUUAAGCAUUUUCAAAGAGGACACAAUGUUGCAGAAGGGCUGAUGUAACUGCGCCAUUUUUUCAAUUAAAAACGUCUAAUUCCCCCUACUUUUUUUAAAAAAAAUGUUAAAUAUGUAUUGUUCUAAAGCAGAAUUGUAAUAAAUAAAACAAAUGUUUAAAAAACGGUCUCAUUUGAGCAAGUUAGCAAGGUUGUGCCAAAAAACUCUCUUCCUUGGUUAUUUAGGUGAAUGCUAGCAAGCCAUGAGUAAAUAGAAAGGUUUCUUGGAUAUUAAGAGAUGGGAAGGACACUAGAGGUCUUCUAGUCCAAAUCACCUGAUCGCUGCCAGAACUACAACACACAGCGCAACUGCAGCAGGGGUAGGCAGCAUGGUACCCUCCAGAAGUUGUUGGUCUUCAGCUUCCAUCUCCCCCGGUCAUACUGGCUGGAGCUGAUGGAAAUUAGAGUCCAACAUCCUCUGGAGGUUCUCAGAUUGUCUACUUCUGAACUACUCCAUCCCUUAAUGGCCAUCCAGCCUCUCCCCAGCAGAGGAGAGACCAUCACCUUCCAAGGCAGACCAUUAGGAAGAUACGUCUUUUGUCUAGAUGAAAUGGGUUCCAUUGUUUUCCAUUCAGCCCUGACCCCUGAAGUCUGUUUUGAUCUUUGCAAUGGCAGCUUCUUGCUCUUGAUGUAACUCCUGUUGAUGACACACCUCUUGUCUUUGGUUUUAGUGGAGAUCUCCAAGUCACUGGCAGUGGCCACUGUACCUUCAACACUGCCCAGAAAGCUGUUGGGAAGGACAACUUUACUCUGAUCCCUGAAGGAACCAAUGGAACUGAGGAAAGGAUGUCCAUCAUCUGGGAUAAAGCUGUGGUGUGUUGCUUUGAUGGGGCAGGAGAGGUCUUGGUUCACCCAGGCAAUCUCUUGCUGAUGUUACUUGAGAUCCUAGGCCAGUUCUGGGGCCUUUUGAGCAUUGUUGUAAUGGACAGAGCACAAUGAAUCCACAAUGUUGGAAGACUCUCAUAUCAGUCUUCGAGUUUUGGUAUUGAAACAUUGGGCGAGGGGUGGGGGGUUCCCUUCCUUGCAUGGACAGAAUCACCUGAGCUCAAGCUGCAUCUUAGCCUAUCCAUGGGAUCAUAGAAAGCUGCCUUGUUGUACCAAGUCAGACUCUGGGUCAAUGUAGCUCAGUAUUGUCUAAACUCUCCAGGGUUUGUAACAGGAUGCUCCCACCUCCAACCUGGAGAUACAGGGGAUUGAACCUGUGACUUCCUGCAUUCAAAGCAUGUGGUCGACCACUGAGCCACACCAUUCCUUCUUGUCCCUUCCCUCUCCUAUGAUUAUUUUGAAUACUUCUGGUAGGGAACUAUUUUAGCAGUGGACACUGGUUUGCUGCUGGUUAGCUGCUCAUUUGAGCUGGCCUAGACUGUUUGCACUUUACUUUUAGAAGUGUUGGGGGAAGGAAUAAAUAUUUUGACCAUUUAGCAAAAGUGCUAAAUAUAUUAAAAACGCUCAAGUUAAAUAUUUUGUCAUGAGUGUGGUUCUAAGUUGGUGGAGUAUACCCCAAACAUGAUAAACAGGUAACCUAAUAUAUUCAAAGUAUCACAGCUGACUCCAGUGGUCUCAAGUACAGGAACCAGAAGGCAAAUUUAUGUCCCAGUAUGGAUGUCAAAAGAAACCAUGCUUUUCUGCUACAUGAACAACCAGGUACACUUGCUUCUUCCCAUUUCUCCUCUUUUGCACAGCAAAGGAGAUCAGAAGCUUUUGUUUCUAAUUUUGUUUCUAAUCAUAGUUCUUCAUUAUGCCCAAACUCGGGUAACCAAGUUUUGAUUAAACUAUGGUUAGUGAAAAUGAAUCAGGUUCAAACUGUACCUAUCACACAUCUUAUAAGAUGGAACUGCAAAUAAAGAUGUUCUAUAUAGGUGACAUGCUUAUCCUGAUUUGAAAAAGCAACCUGAUAAAAAACAUAAAAAUUUGGGAAAGGAUUCCACCCAUUGGUCAUCUUCAUCAAAGAGGACAGAAGUUUCAACUAGUAUUUAGAUUAACAGGAUUGCCCCCUAUUUCAGCACUGUAUGAAUUUUGAGUUACUGUGUUUGCUUUUAAGGAUUUCUUUAUUAUUGCCUCUGUUCUUCUCAUGGGACUGCUACCUUUUUACGGUUAGGUUACUGGUAAGAUGGAUGAGAACCAGUUUGUAGCUGUGACCAGCACCAACGCAGCCAAGAUCUUCAACCUCUAUCCCAGGAAGGGACGUAUAGCUGUGGGCUCUGAUGCUGACCUGGUGAUCUGGGACCCAGACAGCGUCAAGACAAUCUCAGCCAAGACUCACAACAUAGUAAGUGGUUUCUGCACUUCCCCCCACUCCCUGUCCAAGCAUUGUGACAGAAAUACAGAAGAAUUAUGCAAGAACAUGCAAGCUCUGAGUUUCAAAGAGCCCAUCUCUCAGUCCAUUGCACAUCUGGACUGAAGGGUUUUCCCCAAACUUCUGAUGGCUUAGGGACAAUUGCUUUCUGAAUUAAACUUGCUUUCUGAAUUUGAAACUGGAAGCAUACAUCACUCUGGCACCCGAAAAUAUCACUUGGCACCAGAGGGAGCCUUUUUAAUAUGCCUAACUGUAGGGGGUGGGUGGAAACUGUCAUCAGGGAGUUAACAGUGUGCUAUGAGAACAUUAAAUAAGAAGCUUCAACUAAAAUUUAGACUGGGGCUAACUCUUCAAUUCCCUCCUAGGCUGUGGAGUACAAUAUCUUUGAGGGUAUGGAGUGCCGUGGGUCACCACUGGUGGUCAUCAGCCAGGGGAAGAUCGUGCUGGAGGACAGCAACCUCCAUGUGACUGAGGGCUCUGGGCGAUACGUUGCCAGGAAGCCCUUCCCUGACUUUGUUUACAAGCGCAUCAAGGCCAGGAGCAGGGUGAGUAUGCUGGGUGAACGUGUGUCCUUUGAAAGCUCAGUAAAUUGGAUAGCAGGAUUUUAAUCGUUCAGGUUCACAUAGUUGCAACAGAUACUGAAUUCCAUUGAGGUAGCCAUUGCCCUACCAACCUCAAUCUGCACUUAACCAGCCUCCAUUGGCAUGCCUUGAUUCUUACAAUUGUCAGCCUGUGCCUUUGGUUGACUGGCUCCAGCUACCGUUGGUCUCCCCUGACUUCUGCCCUACCAGUCCCAAUGAACACCAGCCACCACUGCCAAAAGACAUCCGGUUGGCAAUUGUGGGAAACAGCAUGGAAAAAUAGAUGGUCUUUGGGUCUGAUUCAGGAGGGCUCUUCUUACAUCAUUAGGGCAGUGAGCCCCCUGCUGCAACAUGGGUUUUGACUGGUACCCAGCAAUGCCAGAUCUCUGAUAGUGGCUCCAGUGAACAAAUGCACAUGAAUGGAGAGCCAGUGUCGUGUAACGGUUAGGGUGUUGGACUGGGACCUGGGAAACCAGGGUUUGAAUCCCCAUUCAGCCAUGAAGCUCACAAAAGUUAUUAGCAAGAGACCAAAAGUUUAAAACGUGCCUUGGUUUUCUUCUUUUAGAGCCAAAUCCAGUUGAAAAUCAACAUAGCUACACUGGAGUUAAGCCUAGCUCACUGGCCUGGUUGUAAUUGUUAUCUAGCUCUCUUCAGGAGAUCUAGGAAGAGAAGCCUGUCUUUGCCAUCCUGGUGACUUCUGGAUGUUUUGGAUUACGGCUGAGCUGUGUGGUGAUGGUGGGAGUUGUAGUCGAAAACAUCCAGAUGGCACCCAGGUUGGUGAAGUUUGCUAUAAGAAAAAUGAAUCUUUUUCAAAUACUGCCCUCUGCUGGAUGAAAGCAUUCUGUUUGGUUUGAGUUGAAGCAGUGGACAAGAGUUGGCUUGGGCAGGAUGACUCCUCCAUUAAGAACAUUUGAUCCACAGGGCUAACUCUUUGUCAGCUUGAAGUUUCAGUUCUAAACACACCUACAGGGGAGCAAGCCCCACUGACUGAACAGAAGUGGGGCCUUUUAAAUAAGCAUGUAUAGGUUUGUCCCUGCAGAUGUUGCUGAACUACAACUCCCAUCAGCCCCAGCAAGCAUGGCCAAGAGCAAUGGGAGUUGUAGUUUAGCAACAUCUGGAAGGCCAAAGGUCUCUUCAGACAUUGGACUACAACUCCCAUCAUCCUUCACCAUUGACUAUGCUGUCUGGGGCUGAUGGUGGUUGGAGUCCAGUGGCAGCUAGAGGGUCACAAAUUUCUCAUUCCUGCAUGUUGAGAACUGGAACAUUGCUAGUUAAAGCUGAAUGUGUCCAUAAUCAGGGCUGCUUCUCAGUUCUUUUUUCUCCUGCAUUUCCCCUUCUUUCCCCUAGUUGGCUGAGCUGAGGGGUGUUCCUCGUGGCCUGUAUGACGGCCCAGUCUGUGAAGUAUCAGUGACACCGAAAACGGUCACACCGGCCUCCUCAGCCAAGACGUCUCCAGCGAAGCAGCAGGCCCCGCCUGUCAGGAACCUGCACCAGUCUGGAUUUAGCUUGUCUGGUACAUACCUAUGUGAGGCUAAAUUAUUAUGGUGAAAUCUUAUUUCUGUUUUAUUUAUUGAAGGCCCUGGGUCCUCUUCCUUCCCAUGCACAAAACAGGAAUUCCACUCCAGGGGGGCCAUUAUCAAAAAGGCCCUGAUUCUUGUCAGCAGCAACCAAAACUCCCCAAUGAAUGGAACUUUGAGCAGGACCUGAUGAACAAAUUAGUAGUAUUGCAGGGGGAGAUGAGUUGAUACGGAAGGUGCUUUCAUGUUUGUUGUGAAGAGAAGUCCUGAGAGUGUGCCGGAUUGAGAGCAUUGUGGACUUGGGAGCACAUUUUAUUGUUCAUUUAAGUUACUUAAGGCAUUUAUAUACUGUUCAGUUAUUAGCAUUUCUAAGUGGUGUGCAUUAAAAUAGACCCUGCAGAGAAUAAAACCAGACACACGCUACCUUAAAGUGGCUGCUGGAAUAAGACAGUGACAUGUACCUGAAGUUCAGCAAGGAGGGUGGGCACCUGGGAGGCAGUUCUACAAGCUUGGGCCCACAACACUGAGCACACAAUUUCUAGGAGUUACAAGCUGCACGUCAUGGGGUGGGAGCACCAUCAGAGACCUCCAAAAAAGCUAUCCAUGAUGUGGUACAGAUAUAAGGGAUCAGGUGGUCCUUAAGAUAUCCUGAACCCAAAAGGGCAUUGCAAAUUAACACAAAGACCUUGAACCUGGCCUGGUCACUGGCGGAAGAACAGGGGUGCGGAGGGAGCCCCUGGCACCACUAUUCUGGUAGGGUGCCAUUGCAGUGCUUCCCCCCGCCCCCGGACACGUGCUGAGCACCCCCUGGGCACCACGCCCCCAGAACACAGGCCAUGCCCUCGUGGGUGGCGUGCCAAGCUCCUGGGGUGCACGCCACGCCCCCCAGGGGCAUGCGCCACGCCCACGCCUGCUCUCCCUCUCCUCCCCUGGUAGUGGAGCAUGCAGCUUCGUCACUGAGCCUGGUAACCUAUGGGCAGCCAGUACAAGCUUUUAAGCACUGGUGUGCUGUGCUGAUGGCAGUCUGUCCCCAUCCAGUGUCUGUCUGCAUCAUUUUGCACCAGCCAGAGCCGGACAUUGAAGUCACCGUUAACUUAAAUCACCAAUAACACUAUGUAUUUAUGUAUAUAUGUUCAGUUUUUCACUAUGCUUAUGCACCUCUCUUUCUCUGUCCCUUUCCUUCUAGGUGCACAGAUUGACGAUAAUAUUCCACGCCGCACUACGCAGCGCAUAGUGGCGCCUCCUGGUGGCCGUGCCAAUAUCACCAGCUUGGGUUAAAAAAAGAGCAAUGAAAGGGGGAAAAAACAUGACCGCUUAGCGGAUCAUGGGAGAGGGUGGGGCACUUGAAGACCCUUUUUUUGAUUAUUUUAGAGCCUGUGAUGGUUACUGCGGGCAACCAAUGGGUAAGGCCUAGUUAAGGCUGCAGUUCCCCAGCCCCUUUGUUGUCAAUCUCCCCCAGCCCCCAUAUUCACAGAACCUAUUCGUUCCUCCCCCUCCUUAUACAUUUGGGAAACUCCCCCUCCCCCAUUUUGACACAUGGGGGAUGCAGAAAAAAGGAGUAAAUCAUUGAAGAGUAGAACUUGUAACUUAUAUAAUCAUUAACACCAUUUUAUCUUUUUGUUUUUCUUUUAAAAAAGGAAGGAAAAAGUGAAUUUCCCAGAAGCUGCUUUAUAUUUUACUUUUUAUAUAAAUGAAGGUUCAGGUUUAACUAUUGGAAAGAGGAAUAGGAAAAAAAAAAGAGGUUUUAAACUGGAUGUUUCAGAAACUGGACUUGCAGCCCUGCAUCUUAAAAAAUGUGGGAGUCAUGAUUUCCCUAGGACCAAAUCUGUAUCCACCCCACUUUCCAAUUAGAGGAAGGUAGAAGUUGUGCUGCUAAGGUUUCAGGUAUUAUGGUGCUGGGAGGAUGUAGCCCGUGUUGUUCUUGGGUUUUAAUGCGCUAAUCCCAUCUCGGAAUUGAAGGAUCAUUUGUUCAUCCAUUUCCUUGUUUUAAUAGAUGUGUGUGUGUGUGUGUGUGAGAGAGAGAGGACAUGUGCGCUUGCUUCAUUGAUGUGUUAUGCUUUGAGAUGCCUUAUUUUGAAAUUAAGCUCAUCCUUGUCUUUCUGAGCCGCAUGAGGUCCAAGGUCCUUCUAACAACUUAUGGCCAUCCUGCCACAGGUAUCUGUAUGUCAGAUAAUUCACUUGAUUCUUGGGCCAGCUCCACCUUGAUUUGCUGGGUUAACCAGUAUCGUUAACUGGUUUUCCAUUCUCCUUUUCGUAAGGGUGUCAGAUUCUGCACAGAGUAAGUCACCUUUUAUUGGCGCCAUUGCAUGUCCAUCCAUUGGAGAACUUUCUAAACACCAGCUCUGUAUCAGUUGGGUUCAGAACUAAAAUCAGGAGAUCUAGCUAGGAAUCGUGCUGCCAAAUGACCCAUUCCCUUAAAAAGCAAAAACCAGCAUCUCCUGACUUCAGUAGAACUUGGAGGGAAAUGGGAAUCUCUUUAAAAACAGUCUAGUCCAGUGGUUUCCAAACUUGUUUCUCUGGGACACACUUUCAGAAUAAAAAUUUGUUCGUGCCACACCAAUUUCUUUAUUGAUAAAUGCAUUGGACAGCAAAACGAAACAAGUCCUAGCAGCGCUUGAUUCAUAAUGUAGAACACAACUACUUCAUAAUAUGAUCAUGGAACACCCAGAAAGUAUAAAACAAUGCAGCUACAUAAGAACAUGAACCAUCCCUAAAAUUGAAUGCUAAAUAAGCCUCAUACAUAUGUAUCUUAAGUACGUAUGCUUACACAUCAGUGAGUGGUGUGAGCUUACUUUUGCCUGGUAGUCUCAUUUAUACUAGGUCUAAUUUGAGACAAACUCUCAUCUUCUCAUCAACAUAAAGAAGCCUUUCUCUUUUCUGACCUUCCAUAUAUGUCAGAGUUGAAAAUCCUUGCUCACAACACGUGGAGAACUGUAGAAGAAUAGCCAAUGCUCUUGAAGAGAGGCAUGGAUACAGUUUCUGCUUGUAUAUCCCUGCUACACUGAAAUGGUUCUUUGAUUGUCCUUGAAUCUUCCUGCCACGCUUGCCAUCCCCUCUUGCCACACCUGUGUGGCGUGCCACACCCUUUGAAAACCACUGGUCUGGUCUUAUCAUGGAUGCACCACCAGACGCAUAACUGUGCCUGGAUUCCUCACCUCCUCAUGUGCAAAUACUGUGCCAGUCUCUUCCACCACCCUUCCUCCCUUUGGCCCAUGCCCACCUCCCAUGCCUCCAUCCACCCUUGCCUUCUCCACAGUCAAGGCUUGCAGUCUUAUGGGUGGGGUUGCUUGAGUAGAUGAGAGACUGAGCAGGUACAUGGACUGCACAUAAGACUCCUGGUUCCUUGGGCUGCCUUGGAACAUUGCCCCUGCACAUGAGAGCCUGUGUUAAACUAUAUGGCAACCUCCCUUCCUUUGUGCUUGCAGCAGGACUGGGUUAGCCUGGAGCUGAAUCUAAUGGGCAGUGUCUGUGUACUGACCCUUAAAUCGCUUGUGCCAAUUUAGGUCACUGCAUUCUACAAAGUUGAUAAUGUGCUAAGCUGAACUUAAAUCAUUCCUCCCUUUUUUGGUGCACCGCUGUGUAGAGGCAUUUCAUUAGACCUAUGGGGAAUCUGAAGUAAGCCUGACAUCCUUUUAAAUGUGGAUUGAGCUGCAUAGGGUCUGUGUGCAUGGAAGCAGAUUACACAUUGUGGGGCCAAUAGCAUGUUUCCUCCCCCACCCCCUUAUUAGAAAAGGUUUUCCCAAGUACAGCCCAGAUUCCUGUUCCUGAGUGUUCAUGUGGAGGUGCCACACGAUCAGCCCUAGUAAAGAACAUAUGGAAAUACUUCAUAGAACCUUACAAUAAAUUCUUAAUUGUGAAGGCAGCAUAACCUCAUUUUCUUUGUUCACUCAUUUCAAUUGAUUUUAAAUUGAUACUCUGCCACACAUUUCCCCUCUUUUUUAAAAACAACAGCAACACAAACUACUUUAAAAAAAUCCUAACAUUGUAUAUUUGCUGAUUCUUUGAAAGGAAAAGUAGAAUAUAGCCAGGUCAAUGUGUGUUGUCUUUUAAAGUCCAACAAGUGAUGGAGUUGUGAUCUACAAAAGUGGCUCCACAGCCCGUUCCUCAAAACACAUCUGCCACACUAAAGCCAAUUUCUUUGAGUGAUGUGAAAAAGGGGAGCAGCAGGCUCCUUGGAAUCUGGGAGGCGGCUAGGAGAUUGCAGUGGCAACCAACCCUACACACACUCCUCUCCUACCACUGUAGUUAACACCUACAUUUGCCCCUUGCUGAUCCUUUCUGGAACCACACACCCAGUACAGAGGGGGUGUGGAUAUCUAGUGCUGCCUAGUGUACCCUGCUGCACUGAGCAUUGGGGGGGGGGGUGAGCCUUGAGUCCUGUGCAUUGGUUCCCAAGCAGUGGGUCUGCUGGGCCUGUGCUUGACACCACACGCCUCACCCCCUGUAUAUUUGCCAGGAUAUAUACAGCUCUGAAGACACAAGAGGCAUUAUUGCUGGGGACAAUGGGCACAUUCACAUUCCCCCCUCCUUUACAUGUUGAGCUUACAUGCAAGGGGUGUUCACAAAAUACAUUACCCUGAAGACAGUUGCAAAGUGUUAUGCAAGUGUUUGCUUGAAUGAAUGUAUGCUUGAUUGUGCGUUGAAUGCUACUUGUGAAUAACAAGUACACAGCUCAACUAUUUGUAUACGGAGACCACACAUUAUAUUCAAUGAGUGCACCAACACCCCUUUGUAGUGGAGCUGUGCUCUUCUGUAGAUUUUCAAAGGUGUGUAGUCAACAUGUGUGUAGUUUGCACAGUCAGUCAGCAACAGAUGCACCCACCUGCCCACAGCUUGUACCUGUGUCUAGUGUAAUGUGUGAACAAGCCUAAGGUAAUAGCUCAACUGGACUUUAGUGUAGGACUCUUUCUGUAUUCCAGGCUGUGCACUGUACAACUCAGCCAGGAGUAGUAAAAAUGUGCCAGUCAGAUUCUGAAAGGCAGUCGAGGCUUGAACUGAAUUCCCCCUUUCUCACCCUUCCACCCAUAACUGAUGGCUGUUCAUCAUUCCAGACAGUUUCAUUUGUGUUUUGGUUCUGUUUUGUUUGCUUCAGAGAUUGCACUUUUUAUUAAAUAAUUAAAAAAUAUUUAGUUAAGGGUAAUAUAUAUAUUUGCAGCUUUUUAAUUUUUCUCUCUCUCCUCGCCACUUAUGCUUUGAUGAAUUUAAGCAAAGUUCUGUUUCGGGAAGGGGGAGGGGGGAAGUGACCAUGGGUUGUAUCCAAUGUUAGUCCUGAUCAGAGUAGACUCAUUGAAAUUAAUAGACAUGGCUAACUUAGAUCCAUUAGGUUCAAUGAGUGUGCCUUGAGUAGAGGUUAGUUGGAUGCAACCCCAUGUUUCAGUUAUACGAAACAUGCGCAGCUCUUUGUGAUUCACUUGAGUCUUCCUUUUCCCCCUCGUGUUCAUUAUUUUGUUCUUGGACCAUUGUGUGUGUUUUUUUAAGGGGGGAGGGAAUAAAGGAUUUGUUAAAAAAUAAAACUUUGCAGGCUAUGUAAGCAUGUUUUUUUCCUGUGGGAGCUUGCUCGCUUUGUGUGUCUGUUUCAUGAAUGUCAUAUGUAAAUGCUUAAAGGAAAUGACAUUGAACUUGGAAUUAAUUUGCCGCAGUGACUUGAUGCUCUAAAGAAAAAGGAAAAUAAUGAUAAUAAUUUUAAAAAAAUUAAACCAUGUAGAAUUUACUACUAGAUGGAUUUUAACCCUUGGAUUUGUGCUUGUGAACAUGAGUGAAGGAGCUGUAAGUGAAUAAGCUGAUCAUGUGUGUAGACAAAAGGAGUACUGAUAAAAUUUGACCUUUCUCUCAAUGGCAUAAAAUGAGUCUUGUGUUUUUUCUUCCUUACGAACUCUGUGUUAUAUUACCAUGGGAACUCCUAAUAAAGACAAAACGUUGUUGUUUCA
Podarcis lilfordi (Lilford's wall lizard) is the source of this 56731-nucleotide messenger RNA. NCBI's taxonomy places the organism in Eukaryota, Metazoa, Chordata, Lepidosauria, Squamata, Lacertidae. The record is from the annotation of a GenBank genome assembly.